AUGUCACAAAGGAGUGGGCAGGAGGACCCGGAGCGGUACCUCUUUGUGGACCGCGCUGUGAUCUACAACCCGGCUGCUCAAGCAGACUGGACAGCUAAAAGGCUAGUAUGGAUCCCAUCGGAGCGGCACGGCUUUGAGGCUGCCAGUAUUAGAGAGGAACGAGGUGAUGAGGUGGUGGUGGAGCUAGCGGAGAAUGGGAAGAAAGCAGUAGUCAACAAGGACGACAUCCAGAAGAUGAACCCGCCAAAGUUUAGCAAAGUAGAAGACAUGGCUGAUCUCACCUGCCUCAACGAAGCGUCUGUGCUUCACAACCUCAAAGACCGCUACUACUCUGGCCUCAUAUAUGUGAGUACAACUAACACGUUUCAAUAACAUCUUUCCAAAUGUUCAUUGAUAAUUGAUUAUUCGAAACAUCACCAUCAUAUCUUUAACUAGUCAUGAAACAGCCUUGGUUUUAAAAUGUAUGUCUCCACGUGGCAAACCAGACUUAACCAGAAGGAGAUCCACUGUUUCUCCCUUGUUAUUUUUAAUGAAUGUUUCUACUCUCACCAGCUGGAAAUCUAAUGAAGCAAUUAAGAUGAGCAGAGUUGAACAGCCUCUGUUUACAUUUUCCCAGACAAAGUUUGAGUAGUACAUUAGCCACUUAAAGGAAUUGAAGGGCAGAGUUUUCUUUUGUUGGUUUAUUGAAAGACUUCUCUAUGAACUUAACAAAGAGGUAAAAAAUGCUUUUGCACAUCUAGCCUUACUAAAGGUUGCUGUUGGCUUAUGUUCAUGUAAAUGUACCAUUAUGGAGAAUUUAAGUGACCUCACCUCUACAACAGAACGACAUUAUCUGACCAACGAAAACAGGUGCGCAGAAACAGCCUUGUCGAAAAACAGGCAUACCAUUUUUCUCAUCAAGAGCUUCACAAAAAUGAACACAAAGUUCUUCGCUGCAGCUUUGGUUGUCGUGAUUUGUCAGCGUAAGAGUUGAUAUCUUUUUUUAGCUUUAAGAAAAUAUGUAAAAUUAAGUAAGCAUUCGGGUAGAAAGUACUUUUUUAUUUGUUGUAUGAAUUAUAAAGCUCAGUAAUGCCCUUGUGAGCCAAGGCAGUGAACACGUAUCAUCAUGUUUUUUUUUAUCACACUGCUGAAAUCGCCAUCGAUUUUUUAAAUAUUUGUUUUAAAAUAGAGAGCAAGUACCUUCUAGUUUGUCAGUGAGAACUGGUGACAUGAUGAUAGUCUUUGUAAAAUUAUAAAAAAAAUGGCUAUUCUAACCAAACGUCAAAAUAUCUUGUGGAGUCAAGAGACUGAAACAUAUUUCCUUCAAUGAAUAAGUCAGCAUGUCCUACAUAAGCUGCUGAUUUCCCCUGAGAUUAUGACCCACUUAGCAACAUGCAUUCCUGGAAUAGCCCGGAGCCUGUGGGCCACCUGAGACUGGAGGAGGAGGUUUGGGCCACGGGGUUCCUGCUUUAAGACCGGGGCACAAAAAGACUGAGCGACGUUGCUUGAAUUGGGUUUGACUGUAGGUAGAGUGUAAGAAGGAGUUAAAGUUGCUUCCUGUUCAGUCAUGACGCUCUGUUACUAACUUUUUGCACAUAAAUUACCAUAUAUAUCUAUUUUCUUUAUCUUGCUUUGCUUCCAGUUCAAAUGUUAGGGCUAGAGAAAAGGCUGCUGGCUUCUCGAACAGAAAAAUGAGCUGCAGUCUUAAGUAUGUUUGUGGUUUUCUGCCUCAUUUAGAUGGUGCUUUGGGAGCACUGUAGAUGAAGUCAUGACGGGCCACGGGUUAAUGAAGACUUUAUCCGCUCUAAGUGUUUAUGAGACUUGACUACAAAGUUGCCAUCAUCCUGUAAAGGACCUGGCAAACCUCCAUUACUAUGCCAUUAUGACCCACAGUGGGAUAACUACAGAAAGCCAUCCGUGGACUUUCUUUCUCUUUAUGGAUCCAAACUGUCCAACCGUGGCGUUAUCAAGAGUUUCAUUUUCUGUAUGCUUGGGAAAAUGAUGAAUUCAGGAAACGUCUCUAGUUUAUUUUCUCGCUUUCAAAUCAUAGGUUGGAAGUUUCUUGCUUCUUUGCAGAGUAGUUUUGCUUUGCCUCUGUUCUGUUCAGUUGAGCUCAUGGCGUUCUUGAUAAUGAUUCUUGAAGUACACGGUUGAAUUGGUUGUGUCAAAUGUCACUACACCACCACCAGCUUGCCAACCCUACCUCGGUUAUUGGUGUGAAAGACAUCCAGACCUUUGAGCCUUUGUGGUUAGCUCCUUCCAUGCUACACUAGCUCUUAGCCCAGCAAAAUGCACAGACCUCCCAAUGCGUGAUGAGGUAGUGUGCACACAUGGUUGCCGUAAACACAAAAUAGCAUAGAACUGAGUAGAAAAGAUUGGCCUCAUUGAUCAGCCUUUCCUUACUUUAGUCAUGGAUCUUGCUUUUUGUGUCAGUAUCAGACUGAUAUAGGAUACCCAGAUUGGAUUGUUGCAUCUUUUAUAUUUAGUCAUUAGGUAAUAUUUCAAAGAUAAUGUUUGACUAUUUUCUAGGUGCAUAGCAAAUAGAAACAGGGUUGCAACCAAUACAACUGAAAAGUUAUCCAGCUAACCAUCGUGGAAAACUAAAAACUGGAAAAUUUUCAUACUUAAAAAAACAGAAAUUCACUUCAAGAAUGGCCAAACAGUUUAGGAACGAACACUUGGUGACAAGUACUAGUUGAUUGGCUUAUUGAUCUUGUAAUUGUGUAAAUGGCUAAAAGCUUCGUGAGGGGGUAUCACGCUUAGAAUAGCCUUUCCUUUUAUAAUAUUUAUUAUAUAUUUGUUACAUGUUUUAUUCUGGUCCUCUGCAGCACUGAAGCUAAAUAUAACAGAUAACCAAUACAUAAUUAAUGCUGUGUGUUUUGGGUUCUGACCAGGCAGCAGUGUGAGCUCUGCCAUGUGGUCACUGUCUACUGAUGGCUUCCUGCCAAGGCUUUUUCUGUUCAUAUCUGCUGAAAGCAGAAGUUGUUUGUCUCUGGGAUUGGAUUGAAAACGUCCAAACCCUGGUCAUGAUUUUGUAGUCUGACAAAUUCUCAAAGGAAACUAUUUUAACACAAGUUUAAAUGGAUCUCUUUGGAAAUCUGUGGACAAAAGGACAUAAUUGGUUUCUCGCUUCUUUUUGGCAUUUACAGCAACAAAAACAACCAAAAAAAAACUUUAGCUUAACAAGCAACAGAACUGUUUCCAUUAACUCUCUUCUCUUUUUAAAAAGAACACUGCUGUAUUUGUCAGUAUCUUCAGAGGGUAUUCCUGUGACCCCAGCCCCAUUUUUAUGCUCAGGGUGGCCUGUGCUGAGUCACACUGUAACCACAUGGUCUUAACAGAGUUCUUUGUGUUCCCUUAUAAGUCACAGCUGUCUGCUGAAAUAAUUGAAACUCUUUCAGUUUUGGUGUCAGAAGACUGAUGCGUAAUUAUCAGAUAAUUCCUCUCAGCCUUUAAAUGUUCUCGCUGUUCUUCAUUAUUCCAGACAUUUCCUUUUUCUACAGCUUUCAUGCUGUGAAAUCAUUCCAUUAAAUGUUACUAAUGAUAUCAAUAAAGACAGGUUAUGUAAAAGAAAAAAAACAAAACGUGAAAGGCAGUUCCUAAGUCAGUGCUUACUAGGAGCAACUCUCUCACCAUGGCCUGUUGUGUGUAGGUUAUCAGGGCUGAGAGUGAUAAAUCAUUGAUUAGGGAUGAUGAUUUUAUAUGUUUAAAAAAAGAAUAGAGGAAUCAAAAUGUAAAACCAGUCAGCGACUAUACUGGGGUGGCCAGAAAUGAACUUAGUUGGGCUGCUUAGGUGUUCUUUGUGUCUGGGCAACACUAGGCUCUCAAGACGUCUUUUGAUUGUUAUUUUACAAAAUGAGCAACAUACUCAAUAUUGUCCUUUCUCACAUAGUUAAAACAACAAUGUAUUAAGUUCAAAAAAUACAUAUCACACACCCCCAUCUCUCUGUCACUGUGUGUGGCACAGAUGGCUGCUUUGAAUGUAAAUUAAGGACCAGUUCUUAACAUGAAAGAGAUGGUUUCGAAAAUCUUAAUCCCUGAAAGAAGUCCUGCGUAGAAAUAUCGAACAGCCUGUUAAGUGAGGAGUAAUUAAGAGAUUUUAUUCAGAUGUUUGGAUCAUGAUUUGCCGUCGAUCACACAUGUCCUUAUUCCUUUCCUGUAAAGAAUCAAUCUUGACAUAUAUGAAGGCAUGACAUUUUAAUGCUGGUUUAUGGCCAUAUUUUAGAGAUGAACCCUGUGGGAGAGACAUGGCUGACAGAGAACCAGCUUGUAGCCUGUGCGAAUGCCAUGAUGGCACAGACAGGAGCCAUCACAUGCAGCAGCAGUCAUGCAGCCAACAGACUUAAUGCCUGAAUUGGGUGUUAAUUGGUUAAUUACUGCAGCAUGUCUGAGUAGACAUGUUUUCUUAUUUAGUGUUGUUGUUUGUUUCCGACUGUGUGACUUUUUAGGUCAGACAAGCCCAGCAUAGCGCUGGUAUGUCCUCAUUACUUUAAUAUGUGGAGCGCUCUGUAGAUCCUGCUUCAGGUUUGUAGACAUCAAGACAUCAUGAUAUUUUUUCUUUAAGUACUUAAUGGACCAAUGGGCAAUUUUGGGUUGCUUUAAUGUUUCAGUCAUUGAACCACGGAUGGAUACGAAAGUCAUGCCAAUAAGCAUGGUUGACCAGUCAUGGUUCAACCUUUCAACCAAGGGACUCGAGAGAAAGGAGGACUUGGUAUAGGGAUGAUGAUGUCAUUGUAAUUCAUUAUUGAAAGCAGGCCACUACACGCUCAUCCUUUGUUGUACUGAUAAUGCUGAGUGUACAUCCUGAAGAGGAUGGUGGGCAGCUCCAGGCUUACAGCUUUUCCUAGAUAUCCAUGUACUUAUCUGUAGACUGUCUCUCUCUUUUUUUUUUUUUUAGUCUUAGCCAGCUGUUUCUGGGCACCAGUGUCUAUGUUCACUGAUGAAAACCCGCCAUCAAAUCAGUUUUUUUCUUGAUUGUUUAAAUGAGAAAAAGCAAAAAUCAUAGGGUUCAGUUUGUUUUUUAGGUCUAAACUUUACAUAAUUGCUUCACAGAUGCCCGUUUCUGCUUUGGCCGAGGUGCAGCAAUAAAAAUAUAGGUCGUAAUAACUCCUAGCACAUGAUUGUGACACCCUCUUUGAUUUAUUUUAGCUAUUUGCAAGUGAAAGUCCCUACUCAGUGACUCACAAAACAUCAUACUAUGAUUUUUUGCAGAUGAGUGUAGUGUAGGGCUGGGCGAUAUGGCCUCAAAUCAGUAUCACAAUAUAUUGAGCAGUUCACCUUGAUAACGAUAAAUGGACGAUAACUACUCCACAAGCUGCUCACCCCCUCCCACAUUAACUUUGUCUACUUCAGCCACGGCUCCAGCUGCUCCAACUUUUGAACCGUCCUCCAUCUCCUCACCUGUCUUUCCCUCUUUGUUACAGACUGGAAAGGGUGGAGUCACGUCUCUGACAUAGAACAGCAUCUUAAAGGGACAUGAGACCAUAGCCUAAAACCAACUUUUAUUUAUUUAUGUUUUUGACACAGAAUACACCGUUAUGGGCAAAUUGAUGUUAGUUAUUGUCGUAAAUUUCGGUAUCAGUAAAUUUUCAGUUUAUCGCCCAGCCCUAGUGUAGUUACAGUGAUGACAAGAGAACUGGAAUUCCUCACUGAUUGUUUCAAAAAUGUUUUUUUUUUUUUAUAUAGUUUUUCUUAGUGCUGUCAUCUUUGCUACACUUUGGAAAGAUUCACUCCCCACAGCUAUCCAAGCUGUCUGAAUUUAGGUAAGCCUCCUCUGCUAAGUCUCCAAAAGCACAGAGUGAUGACAGGUUCAUAUUUUAAUCAAGUAUGAGAUUAAGAGCACCUUAAGAUUUAGAGCCAUCAUAGGCUUUCAGGACACUUUGGAAUAAAUUAAAGUGUGUUGUGAAAGACAUACUCAUCUUAUUCCCUGUGAAAGCCAGUAAAGGCAUACAAAAGAUACUCACAUGUUUUGUUUUUGUUUUAAAGCCCAUUUAGUUCAGCUGUGUCAGAAUUUAGGGGCACUGAUUUCCACAACAGCAGAGACUCCAGAAAUUGUUUCCCCUUUUCCCAUUGAGAGAGGUCCUGUUGCUAAGCACUGCUUGUUUACAAGACAUUUAUGUGGACAUUUCUGAGAGUCUGGGAUCUCUUUCAACUGUGUCAGAGUUCUUCUCUUUUGACCACAGCCUUUCUGGUUUUGUGGGUUUACAGCUGUGUGGACCAUCACAAACCCAUUUAUUUGCUCAAAACCAUCUUAAAUGAUCUUAGGCGAUUGGUUGUUGUUCUUUCAAGCCAUGAGCUUACCACUAAUUAUUGUACGUGGGUGUGGGGGGUUAUACUGAUAUCAGUGACACACAUUCCUCCUAAAUGUAGAUUUUACAAAAUCUACAAAUGCACAUACAUAACCAUAGGCAGUUGCUGUUUUCUUUUUGAUGAUUGAUGGGAUUGGUUUUUGCAGCUAAUUAACUGAGUAACUAAGUAUCAGGUGAAGUCUAACCACUUGACUUUAUUGUAGUGUUACAUAAAACAGCUGCUUUACUUACUUAUUACAGUGAACCAAAAUCACAGGCUUUUACUCACCCACUAAACCCUGACUUAACCCUGAACUUAUCCAGAGCCUUUUAAGCUGACUCCUGUAACUCAACAAACCAAGGUGAUCAUGCACUUCACUGUGAUUGUGUUACAUUCCUGAACUUUGCUCACACCAGGACAGACUGACUCAGCCUUCACAAAAGACUUUUUUUUUAACGUGCACACAGUUUUUCAUGAGAGUAUCUUUCUUAAAUGGAAAGUUCAGUCUCACAGACACGCGUGUAAAGUACGAGUUGUAGAUCUGAGUAAAGUUUUAAUUGUAUUUGCUUUUAACUAACAUUAUGAUAACAACUUGUUCACCUAAGGGACUACGAUUUUUACAGCUCAACACCCCCAUGCAACAGUCAGGCUGGAUGGUAUCUUGUUUUGCCUGGUUGUGUAGGGGUCCUACCCAGUGCCCUCAGAGCUCCCCUAAUCCCCCAGAUACCCCCUGGUCUCCAUCAUCAAGGGCAGCCAGCUGAGUCAUCUCUCCCCCUGCUGCCUGCAGCCCAAGCGGGGUCAGGAGCGCUGAUCUGUCUGUCUGGCACUGUGCCCACCACAGGGGGGCUGGGGAAGGGAGUUAUUAUGGCAGCAGCCUUGUAAAAUACCCUGACCUUUAUCUAAGCAUUUUUCACACAUAGAUGGAAUUAGCAGUGUGUGGAUUGAUUUCAAUCAACAGGAAUCUCGAGCAGUAGUGCUGCUGACGAUUCAAGAGUAACAAAUCUGUGGGCUUAGGUUGUUGUACAGAGCUGUGUCUAAAGCAUCUGUGCACACUGUAGAGGUGGGGUGGGGGGGUUUCAUGGCCAUCUGGUGAUAGAACAUGCACCUACACACACACACACACACACUCCAAAAAUCAUGGACCACAGCAGUUAAUACCACUCUUAGUGUCAACCUUCAAGUGUGUCACUGUUCUGUAUGUUUCUGGUUUGCUCACACAGUUAAAGCCAGUCAUCAUGUGCCAAUAACUCUGUGGGAUUUCACCUGUUUUUCUGCACUUCUGUUUCUAUUUAAAUUGGCUACUUAAACCUUUAUAAAACCUUUUUUGCCCACAUCAGGCUUGCCUAACCCUAACAUUUUGGCUAAUGAAAUCUCUAUCCACCGCACAGUUAAAUAGGGCUGGUGGAUAAACCAAAAAUUUACAGAUACCGAAAUUUACUCACUUUCUAUUGAGUUUAUUCUCCCCAUGCAUUAAAUAAAAAUCUAUGAAAAAAUAAUGGUACAGCUAGGGCACAGCGAUAAUUCGAAAAAUGUACCUAUAUCGAAAUUUAUAACAAUAACCAAUGUCAUUUUGCCCAUGUCAGUAUAUUUGAUGUCAAGAAAAUAAAAUCAAUAAAAGUUGUUUUUGGAUAUGUGUGGGAAGGGUAUGGUCUCAUGUCCCUUUAAGAAGCUGUCCUAUAUUAGAGAUGUGACUCCACCCUAUCCAGUCCGUAACAAAGAGGGAAAGACAGGUGAGGAGAUGGAGGACGGUUCAAAAGUUGGAGCAGCAGCUGAAGUGUACGAAGUUAAUGUGGGAGGGGGUGAGCAGCUUGUAGAGUAGUUAUCGUCCAUUUAUCGUUAUAGCGGUGAACUUCUCAAUAUAUCGUGAUAUUGAUUUGAGGCCAUAUUGCCCAGCCCUACAGCUGAACUUAAAUGUGGCCAAAAGCUGGUCAAUACUGGCUAACAUAAACUCUGGUCAGAGGUCCCCCUGCUUCCACAGCAUACUUCGGUCAUGCCACCAUUGUUCCAGUUCAACAGCAGGGUUAGCAGCAGGCUUCAGGCCUUUUUACCAUCACAGACAACAUACUGAAGAAAAACAAUGUGCAUUUUCAGCCCUGCUGAACACAGUUAAUAGAAAGCUGAAAACAUGGAGAGAUGCAGGAAAGAUAGGGGAUGAUGAAGUUGAGAAAUGAAAAGGCAAUAAACCUUUGACAUGAUUUCAAAACUAAGGACAAGUAAAAGUUGCAGAAAUCUCAUUUUUUCUCUAAUUAUAAUUGGAUGGAUGGAUGGCUGCAAUUUAUCCCCGGAAAAGUUUGCAAUUGCAUGAUUUAUAAGGACUUUUGAUCCGACUCAGAUUUGAGCCUUAAUCCACAAGAGUCGACUGUACACUGCGUGUCCCAUACUGUAGGAAGUUAAUGGAUUCUCCCAGCAGCAGACAUAUCAGGGAUUAACCCUAUCUCGGCCUGUCUGUCUGCACGUCUGUCUGCAUUAUACAGCUGGGGGACCUAUAUACUAUGUGGAUUAAAGAAUUUCUCUUGUCAGCCAAAACUGUCUGGAUAAAAUUGCUGGUUUGGUUGGGAGAAAAAAAAGAGAGAAAGGGGGAAAAAAAGUGAGGGAAGCAAGAAUCUGAAACACUGAUGGAUACUUAGAAGCAUGCAAGCAGUCUGCAGCUGUGAACAGUUUCUGACAUGAUCCCUGUAUUCAUAAUCUGCCCCUCUCCAAGAAACACUAGUACAAACAGAUAUGUUCAUAAGUGGCACAGAUUGUGUGGGGAAUUAAGGAGAAAUUUUGGCAUUCAUUGAAGUUGACAAGUUGACUCUUUUGUAUGAAUGAGUGGUCAAGAUCGGUCCUUUGACUCAUGCAGAGAUUGUCUGAGAUUUUCCACAGGGUAAGUGUCACCUUGUGCUGCAUCUGUCAGAGUAGCUCUACCUUCUCUUGACUGUAACAUGACCUGUCAGAUAUCUCAGUUACUGUCAAGACCAUUUGACUGCCUUUUAUAGGAGUCAUGGAGCACUUUUAUUUUGAAAAGACAUUCUUGGUAUGCUUUAUUUUGUAGAUAUUUCUUUUAAUACUCAACUGCUUAAUAUGUUUCUGUCUCGUUAUACCAGCAUGUUGAAGGUGUGCAAAAGCAUAUAUUGGGGCUUCAAAAGAGUGGAUUAUUGGAAAUGGAGUCAAACAGCCAGCCUUACCAUCAUCAUUAGCCUUUAUGAGGCUGACAAUAAUGUUAAUGAUCAAAUCUCACUAGAGAUCGUUGUUGUUUGUAAAAAGCUAUUUCAUAACAAAGUGAGAAGUAUAAAAAUCUUCUUGCGCAAAGUCCACGAAUUUAGAAAAUAAUGAAGGAAGUCAUACUUGAUCUCCACAGGAGACAUAAUCAGUGUCUACUUAACUUGACAGUCAGCCAUGUUUCUUUAAACCUUCCCAUAUGAUAUUUCAUCCAAUAACAGCCCACUGAAGUUCAUGCUAUUCCCUUUGUGUUUAUUAUCAUCAAAUACAGAUAAGUGAUGUUGUUGCUGCUGUGUGAUGAAUUAACUGUUCAUUAUGUUUCCAUUUUUACAGACAUACUCCGGACUCUUCUGCGUUGUCAUAAAUCCCUACAAAAACCUGCCCAUCUACUCAGACAAUAUCAUCGAGAUGUACAGGGGCAAAAAGAGGCACGAAAUGCCCCCUCACAUCUAUGCCAUCUCAGAGUCCGCAUAUAGAUGUAUGCUACAAGGUGAGUCUGAGCACUAAAAAAAUCUCACCUGAUAUGACCCAUUGAAUUGACCCAUUUUGGAAUUCUUUGGAAAAUUUGAUUAUUGUCAGAAUUGCAUUUCUUAGUUUCUAUGGUUUUGAAUUGCACUGACAGGUCCUGAAAUAGAUUUUUUCCCUUUUUAUACUGUGCAUGAACAGACCUAUUGUUCUCAAUCUUGCUCUCACUGUCACUGAUUUACAUCUGUGCAGCAAUAAAGAUCGGGGUUUUUCCGUCUUCAUCAAAGGCCUGUAUCUGGGUUCACUUUAGGAUACUUCUAGGAUGUACAGGAGCAGGGCAUGACAUAUUCUAUAUACCAAGUGUGCAAAGUGAAAGCUCUCACAACACCACCUGGAGUUUAAAGAAGUAGAAAAAAUGUCAGCAACAGCCGAUCAGCACAUACUGCACCACUUCACAAAACUUCAAGACAAUUUAGAAGGGGCAAAACAAUAUUAAGAACCGCUGCCUCUUUGACUUUGAUGGACCUGAGAGUGAGUGUAUUCUCCAUUGCUAAGGAAGCUGUGAAAGUUAAGCAGAACAAUCCGACUGCAGAGCACACAGCUUCUUUUUCUGCAAAAGUAACUAAAAAAUGUGACUGAUAGGCAGUAAUGCCGACAAUGUGUGAAUGAGUCCAAGUUCUGUUAAGCAUUCCUACAAAUCUGAAAAAUUCUGAACCCUUUUUUGAUCAAGUCCUCAGUAAAUGCAGAGGCAGCUGCCUCAAGUCUUCCAUGUUGUUGAGCAUCACUUGGACCUGAAGGUCUUUAAAUGUCCUAAGAAAUAGGGCAGGGCAAUAAACCAAAAAUUUACUAUAUGAAAUUUAGAACAAUUACCAACCUCAUUUUGCCGAUAUCGGUAUAUUCAGUGUUAAAAAUAAAUGACCAAUAAAAGUUGGUUUUAAAUGUGUGUAGGUAGGCUAUGGUCUCAUGUCCCUCUCAUGUGUGACUCCACCCCAUCCAGUCCGUAACAAAGAGGGAAAGACAGGUAAGGAGAUGGAGGACAGUUCAAAAGUUGUAGCAGCUGAAGUUAAUGUGGUAGGGGGUGAGCAGCUUGUGGAGUUAUCGUCCAUUUAUUGUUAUUGAGGUGAACUUCUCAAUAUAUCAUGAUAUUGAUUUGAGGCCAUAUCGCCCAGCCCUACUAAGAAAUGUUAACAAAGCAGAUUGAAGUAAAUGCUGAAAUAAGCAGUCCUAAGAGAGAGAAUCAUGAUUUGCUUUGAAUUGAGUGUUUAUGUGCCAUCGAACCCUGGCCUCAAGAAUCAAAAUCAAAUUGUGAGGUAUUGAAAGAUUCAUACCCCGAUUUAAACCGUGUCUUCUUGUUUCGCUAAAAAAGCACACAUUGACUUCUCCUAUUUUCAACCUCAAGUAAGACAUGAUGAUAUAAUCUCCCUCUUUGCUCUGACAUGGCUUUGAGUGGGUUGAUGUCAUGAGGAAAUGUUGCUGCUAAUUUUCCCUUCUUCAAUUUAAGGUUUUGUCUUUAGAGUUUAAUUUGUUUUUAAUUCAUUUGGAAGCAUAAAAUCUUGUAAGAGAAGGUGAUCUUCUCAAAUGAUGUCUACAAACAUCCUUGCCCGGUGGAUGGCAAGCCUCCAGGUCCUAUGAGUUGUGACUUACUGGGAUCAGACCAGCGAGAACAGAGAGGGUGACCCUAUUGUGCCUGACAAUAGGUUCUUUAUGUGAUUGCGGGCUGACCAGUGGGGGUGGUGAUAAACCGGACAGUCCCAUCAAUCCCUUUAGGCUUUGCUCUCCACAUGUUUGAACGCAGAAGGAAGUUUCAGUCAUGUCAACAAGUAGCUUGAUGAUCCCUUCAUCCUAUUUGAACAAAGACUGCUGUCAUAGAUCACAUCUGCUGGUGUUUUUUUUACUCUUACCUUUUUUGGUAAUGGUUAAAUCUAAGUUGUAGUUCAAAUAUGCUUGUUUUCAUGUUGGGUGAAUGGUCCUAAUUCCUCACUUCAAGUUAAGUGCAAGCACAGGACCAUGGUUUUAGUAUUCGCUCUAUCUCAGCAGUUUUGGAGCUAUGCCAGCCCGUCAUUUAGUCCUGCUAGUUUUUGUUGUUAUACACACCCUGUGCUCACUCCACACUGUGUUUCUACAUGAGUGGACAUAAAUGCAUGGGGGGCAGGGCAGAGAAACCCAUCAAUAAGAACUGCAUUGAUUCAACGUAUUUCUGUGUUUAUUACAUUUGUCAAAGCAGUGACCUCUGCCCUGGAGCUGUUCACAGUCCCACAUGUGUUUUACAUGUCUUACAAUAUCACAAGUCUGGCCUGUGUUUUUAAUGCACGGCUACUGCAACCCAUUUUCAGUCAUGGUCGUAUCAGAAUUAAGAGUGUUGUGGUUGAAAAGGAGGUUUGUAGGUUGCAGAUUAGUGGAGGCCAGCUGCUGUUCAGCUGUGGCCCUGAGCACUUCAGCAACCUGGUUAAUAGUGAAUUUCCAGCCGUUAAGAUUAGCACUAAAGCUUUUCUCCACUUUCUUUUGAAGUGGGCAAUGAAGUCACUGGAAAGAAAGACGUAAUGGCUGCAUAUUUCUUAAGCGUUUGAAAUCGGAGAUUGCCAUGGAUUUGUCUGUCAGGAUAUUAUCUUGUGAUGUUGUAAUGAACAGAGUUUUUUUAUUGCAUUUUCUGGAAGUCAGUAACCUUUUGAUAGAUGAGUGAAUUAAAAAUGUUUCAGCUCAAUGAGGAAACUAUGUGUCUGUGGUUUUCUGAAUGGGGCAGAUUUUAACACAGCUAACACCAGCAGCCUCCAGUUCUCCCUGGAGGUCAAUGUCCACAUACCUGUGCUGACAUACAUGCUACAGACAUACUAGAACAUGUCGCUUCAUAUCCAUUUACUGGAUCAAAAUCCAGUAACACCACACAGGGAUAUAAGGUGCCACCUGUCACCUGUGCUUGGUUACAUCUGGAUAGUAGAGCACUUUAUUAGGGCACAGAUAAAAACAUGUAACUUGACCAUGAAAGUGGAAUCAGUGUUCAAGGGAUAUUACGUUGUAGAUUUACAACUUUAACACUGAGUUAGACACCCCCUUCAAAGAUGAAUGUUGCUGACUGCAUAUAGAAGGCAGAAAGGAGAGAGAAAAAUCAAAGCGUUUGUACAAAACACAAACAAUUUUUACAAAGUAACCCAAGAAUUAAAUCAAUAGAUGACACUUAGUAAUUUUGACAGGGCAAAGCAGAUAUAUUUAACACCUAUUAUCCACACAUAUUUUUAGAUAAACAUUAAAUAAGAUUACAUGCAAUAGUUAUGAGCUGACAUUUAAAAAUACGAGUUGCAGCUGUAGUCCUAAUAAAGAAAAUUAAAAAUGGCAAGAGUUCAAACCGCAUGGUUCUUCUAUCUACUGGUCUUGCCUAGUCCCAGUUGUCUCACAUGGUUUCAUGAAAUGUCAGUCAUUACUAAUAGACUUUUCACACGUUACAUUAAGACUUUUAGGUGUUAGUUGCCAUAUGAACAACAAAGUACACUCCAGGCAGAUAAUUUGUAGCUUCUGUUUUAUGACCCGUGGAGCUGAACGCAUGGACGAAUCUUAUUUGCGGCUGAGGGGUGUUUGAACCUGGCAGGGAUCUGUUAAUUACCUCACCGUUGCUGUGAAACCAGUCACUGCUCAGAUGGGAGGUUAAAUGAGGUGUUACCCAACAAAGACAGGGUGUGUUACAGACCCCGAGAACUUAUUGCACGUCUGUCAUUGAUUACCCAGAUACUACACAUAAUUUCACUCCCUGCAUAGCCAUUUUAAACUCUGACGUACAAUAUGCUAACCUUAUCAGAUCUGGAAACAUGUUUGGAGGAAAUGCUGAUCCUACUUAGAUUUGUUGAAGGACCCUUAAUGUCAGCAGUUGUGGUAGGUUCCAACAUUUGGUGAACAUCAACAGCGUCAAACGUGUCCCUGGUUGAGGUCAUGAAACAGAGGUAUUUGUUCUGUUGGACAUGGUGCAACAACCCCCCCACCUCUUGAGUCUCUCCCUGGUGUUUAAUCAGGCUGGUAGGCCAUGUCAAGCUCUAUCAACCGAGGCGUUGGUGAAGUUUCCCCAAAGCACUGUUCAGGUCCAUUUUAUCAGCUCCUCUCACAUGUCAGCAGAGUUUACAAUAUCGAGAAAAGAUUGAAUUACUUCUUUGGUGUAUUUAGUUUUCUCUUUAUUGUGCGGUGUUAUCCACUCUGUCAAGAAAAUGUCACGAAGUGAGCAGAGGAAUGUUUAUAGUGGCACAGAAAACAGUCUUGCUAAACUCUGGCCCACCUGGCACCGAUGACGUCCAUAGCAAACAGUAAUGGCUUCGAUGUCCUUUUCAACUCGGACUUAACCCUCCUCCUGGGCACAUAUAAAGUACUCAGGAAAUUGGCUAAUCUUUUGAGAAGACAAAGCACCACUUUUAGAAGAUUCCAUGAGGAGCUGUAGAUGGAGGACAGAUUUACAAUCACUGAAACUGUUUUGAUCUCACAAAGUUAGCUCUUGUGACCUUUGUAGAUCUGAAGUCAUCUGUAGAUCUGUAGAUGUGUUUGGAUCAAAGGAUCCUUGGGGAGGGAAGGUGGAUUGUCAGACUUUAAAUGUCAACUUGAACUUCUGUUAGUUGAUUUCCCGUGUCGCUCAUAUUGCUUGUCAAUGCCAUUUUCCAUGGAUUAGAUGGAGAUCUUACACCUUAUGGCUUUUGUUACCCAGCAUACAGUUACUAUCUGGAGUCUCUCUGGUAAAGUCUCAGGUGUGUUUUUACACUUCACCAAAUAACUUUUUUCUUUUCAUCAUGAACUAAGAGUAAGAUGGAGUAUCAGACCAUAACGUCUUUGUACAAUAGCAGAAGUAGUAGAAGAUUUACUCUCCCUCUGCCUUUGUUAUUACCCUCGUCCCUCUUAAAUAUAUCAUCUUUGGUAUGUCUUAUUUUCCUUUUGGUGCUAAAUGAGUUUCCAUUGGCUUCCACGGUGCGUGUCAGCACUGAUUUAUUUAGUUACCGCUGUAUUUGAAUAAUCAUAGAUUUUCCUUAGGAUUUUUUAGAUACGUUUUUUUCGUCUCAGCUGGCAUUAAUACACCCAGAAUUUAAAUCUAAAUCCAGUAAUCACUUUUGGUCUGACACAGUUGAUCUCCCUGUUGGAUUUCAUUUGAGACUUUCCAUCUCAAAAUAUCUACACAUAUAAAACCUGAUAGUCUGGGUCUCCACUACAUUUGUUCCUAUCACUUGAUCUUUGGCUGAAGCAUCAGCGUCCUCUGUGCCACAGGCCUUAAAAUGGGUGAUUAAAAUGACUGACUGCCGUGACUUUUAUGUUUUUGACGGAUACUUCUGUGACAGUCUCUAGUCCCUUUUCAGCAGCAGGAGACAAGAGAAUAGAGACAAGACUUUAUUUCUGAUACUUCAAACAUACCUUUAGCCUUUUUUUUGAUGGGGUUAGAAGUGUGAUGUUUAAACCGCUCUGGGAUGUUAAAUUAAUAAGCAAUUUUCAGCCCCCUCUGAAUAUUAAGACAGCUCCUCUGUGCCAAAAAGGACACUACUGACACCAAGAAAUGUUUCAAAACAGAGACACUCAAGAGAUUUCGCUCUGUUUUUGUUUUAGUUCAGUUACAUGUUGAAAUUUUUCCUCCAUGGUGCUUAGAAGCAGAUCCUAUAAUUGCCACAUGGGGGAAAAAAAUUGCCACAUGGGAUCCUUGACUACUACUACUACUAUUUCAUUUUAGCUGGAAAAUCAAAUAUAUGUGGUGGUCCAUGAAUAAAAGGUCUCUGAUGAUGGUCACUGCAGGUUUUAACAACUGUUAUGUCAGAGUGGGAUACUAGACUUGCAGGACUUUACCAUUUUUUUAGAUAAAGUGUCACAGGUGUUGUGAUGUUUGUGUAAAGAAUGCAUCAUUGAAGAGCACCACAGGUAUCCGUGUAGAGUAGGGAUAGGCGAUAUGGGCCAAAUAGAUAUCUCAGAAGAUUUGCCACUCUGGCAAUAACAAAAAAAGUCCCCAUAAAAAAUGUUAUAAUUCCAAACUAUAUUUUUGACUCAUUUUGUCUUGAGAACACCAGUCGGAGUUGUCAAAUAAGACAUUUAACCACAAGUUUAAGUGGUAGGUUAUGGAGAAAAUUAAUGACAUCAAACAAGUCUGAAAUGUGAAAACAUUUUCAACAUUUAUUAAAAACUCUUAUUGCACAGAGUGAACAGCAGCAGAUCCACUGUCCAAUGUCAGGCAUACCUGAUUGCACUCAUCUAAGCCCCAACAAUACAAAAUCAUUCUAGCUCCUAUUUUCUCAACAAAGCUGUUUCCUUCUUAAAAUUAGCGUGCUUUACGGUGUACAUGUGUCUCUAUUAGCCCGAACAGUCACCUGAUAGACUCUUGUUUUGACAUCAGUGUGUUUUUGCCUUGCUGUGACACUUGAUCAACAGCUCGAUUAGCGUGCAGCGCUGAUUUCUGAGGUGAGUGUUUGCACUUCACUGCUACUUCUAAAUACAGGCAUUAGCCAUCAGUGGCAGACACUGGCCCAGGCCCAGCGUGCCACAGCCUUACAAUGAGCUCACUGUCGUGAGGCUGAGAUCAGCCCCUCUGCCUCUUCCCAACCCCCUUUUCUUCUCUCCUUACUGGGAGAAAUACCACAUGCAGAGCUGCUGUGUUUAUGUCAAAGCCUUAAGACAUCUUCAAAUCUUUCACUGUCAGCAGUGUCUAAGACGACUGACACAAACAUUUACCAUCUGACAAAUACUCACAUCAAAUCUGCCUGUCUUUUGGCUCAAAACUGGUGAAUUUUAACCUAAUUUGUCAGAUUUGAUUUAAAAGCAUCUCCUUAAAUCUAAUUUUGAGAUUAUUUUAAAAAUCUUGCAAUGUGUAAAAAAAACUCUUACAAUUAUCCUUAUAUUGGAAACUUUGUUCAGAUUUCCGAACCUUUAACUGAAGAAUUGAGUUAAGUUGGGUUACCUUCACUGCCCUGCAGACAUUAUGGAGUCAUGUGAAGCUGGCAAGAGCAUCACCAAUCAUGGGAAACCCACAUAACAGCUCUUAUGACUAUCAAGUAAUGUUACAGAAAUAACAGGCCUGUCUGGGUGGUUCUGCACAGACACACACAGUCCUUCAGCAUUAAUCCGUGCUUUUCAGUCUGGAGAUGUUGUUAAAGUUGCAGCAGAGCUGGCAAAUUGUUGAAUGGAGCAGUGAACAGUCUCACAAUGACCUGAUAAUAUCUUUUCACUGUGUCUGCAGUCAGUCUGAUAGAGGAGAGCCGAGCCUCCUGCACGGCGUUGUGUUUGUGUCUGACUCAGAUAGGGAUGUGAAUGUAAAGAGGGAUGAGGAGGAGGUGGGGGCUUACGGGGGGUAGUGUUUGCAUGUGUGCUGUCAUGCACAGAGAAUUAGUUGACGUGAUAGCUUGGCAGUAGCUUUAGUGUGUGCUUGUGCUUGCAUGCAUGAGUACAAGGCCAAUUCCCCUUGUAAUGACACUUUACUGCAGGAAGUUUCUGGUCAAGUCAGGAAACCUGGGUUGUUCCUGAUGAGCCAUCCAGCUGUGUCCUCAGUCAGAUAACCCUCCAUCAUUUUACCCAGCAGUCAGCACUUCAGUCCGGUAAACCAACUCCAACUCCAGUCUUUUGAUUCAACAUUUACAGACUGAGUUUAAAUUAUUGUCUGCAUAUAUAAAGAGAGAAUUUCAAGAUGAGAGCAACAGCUGGAGCUUGAUAACAUGUGGUCACUCUUUUGUUUUAGUUGGGGGAGUGGAGUCCACCUGCAGAAUGAUGAAUCUACCCAGAUAUUUUACCUUACCUUAAAAAAACAGUCUCGUAAAAUUAACCUGCUAUACUAGAGUUUUGGAGUCAGAUCAAUAUUUGCACCAUGAGGAUAAUCAUGUACAUGAUCGUCUCUUUGACCACCCCUACUUCUUUGAUUUCAAUCUAGUUUGUUCCUGCAGUCCACCUGCUCCAUGUAGAAUUUUGUGUUUUCCUUAUUCACUAAAUUUCCUUGGUAUUUACGCAGGGCUGGGCAAUAUGGCUUCAAUUCAAUAUCACGAUGUAUUGAGCAGUUCAUCUUGAUAACGAUAUAUUGACGAUAACUACUCCACAAGCUGCUCAACCCCUCCCACAUUGACUUUGUCUACUUCAACAGCCGCUCCAGCCGCUACAACUUUUGAACCGUCCUCCAUCUCCUCACCUGUCUUUCCCUCUUUGUUACUGACUGGAUGGAAAGUCAUGUCUCUGAUGUAGAACAGCGUCGCAAAGAGACAUGAGACCAUAGCCUACCUACACACAUCCAAAACCAACUUUUAUUUAUUUAUUUUUGACACCAAAUAUAUUAACAUGGGCAAAAUGAUGUUGUUAUUGUCGUAAAUUUCAGUAUUGGUAAAUUUUUGGUUUAUCGCCCAGCCCUAUAUUUUUGCCUUAUUUCUGUUUUUUUGCUGCUCAUUUAGCAGGUUUACAAGGCCCAUCAUUCAGGGCUGCAUCCACUAAUUCAGGAACAGAGAAAUAAUAUGCUGGUUAAGGAGGAUUUGUUUUCUUACUGCAACAAACUCUUGUUGACUCGCACGCAGCCUUUUGUUUGUUUUAAAUUAUGUUUUCCCUUAAACUCUGACAAAUUCGAUCUGCUAAUGCACCAAUGUGCCAAUCACCAGUCACCAGUGAAUCCUUCAAUUAACAAACAUGUGGAGUCUGCACUUUAGUUCCUCUAUCAAUUACCUCAGGGAUGAACCCCGUGAUGAACAGGCACUUAGUCAUCAAAUAAAGGUACAGGAAGAUUUGUAAGCUAGGAUGAAAUCAGUCGGUUGCCUCAUGCUACCUCUGACUGUCUGAUGGUGCUUUAUUUAACCCAUAGAAUUUGGUAUUUAAUGUUGUGUAGAAUUCAUAAUUAUUGACGUUUUAAAACAUAAUGUGGGAAAGAAGACAAUUGGUUUAAAAUGUUUGAAUGUAUAGAUUAUUUUUGACUAAAAUAAUCUCUACUUGAACAGAUAACAUUUUUUUAUGUUGAGUAGAGCUUACAGUGUACAUAGACAUCAAAAUGCUGAAUGAAAUGAGUUUCAGAGGAGAUUCGUCAGCUUUUAUCUAAUCUGUAGACGACCAUGUGACUGGAUAGGAGGCCCUCUCUCCGUGGGGGGGCAUUGACGGGAAGGCAAUAGACUUUUUUCCCAUGACAUCACCGUCACAUCACCCCCCUCCCCAAGGGGCCACUAGAUGUCCAGUCUGCCUUAUUUCAGUCUUACUACGCUUUACUCUCCCAACUUCCCCAGAGGCCAAUAAAGAAACAUUAGAUCUCACAUUUUAUCACCACAUGACCACAGUGCUAACCGACCAUGGCACAGUACACAUUUACAUUUCAGACCAAAAAGGAAAUGAAUCACAGAGUGCUAAGAAAUUAAAAAUUUACACCCCUCAUGGAAUUCUACACAUACUAGUAAUAUACCAGCAAUAUAGAGCUCAGAGUGCCAUUGCCUUAUCUCCUCAUUGCAGUAGGUGGACUUCACAGUGCCGCUUUACUGGCAUUUUGGGUUUUUGCGAAUCUGUAAUUAUAUGAUGUGAAAAGCUAUUAAGCUCUGUCCAACCAAACAUGGCCAGCUUCAAACAGUUAUUUUAUUUUCUGAGCCUUUUUGCUUUGAAAACAUGAUAUUUUUUUACAUUUGAUGUCCAGCUGCCGUACACACAGUGAACUUGUCUUUGGAAUUCAAAUGUACAAUCUGCUGUUUUGAUGGUGUGUUUGUCAAUCAUAAGUGUGAUGGCACAGUGGAGAGUAAGUUAAAGACAGACUACUGAAUUUGACCCCCCCCUCCUCUGUUUGCCUCUUACAGAUCGAGAGGACCAAUCAAUCCUUUGCACGUGAGUACAGAGGGUUACUUGACUACAUUUAUUACUGUUUAAAGCUUUCUGAAAGUAUUGUUCUGGAUGUUUCUCUUUUAUAAUGAUAAUAUUUUGUCUUUUUCCCUCUUUAUUGACAUCAUAUCCCUAAAUUGUGUGUGAUUGAAUUGAAUUGAACUGAUUAAGAUAUUUAUCAGUAAUUACAUGAUUCAGUAGCAGUGAAAGUGAACCAGCUGCCCUUGGGCUUUGACAGUCGUUUGAAAUAGUCCAUGUCACUGACACUGACUAGGCUGUCAGUACUCACAGAGAAAAGUGAGAAAUGUGCGUCUGAGAAAUGUCUGACAUUUUUGCCACGCAGCCCUCUGGCGUCUUUCUCCUGACAAGUGUCUGAAGAUGACAGGAAUGCCGGCAAAGAAAAUGCCAGAGAGGGUAUUGAAACAUAAACCAUGCAACAGCAGCUCCGUCUUACGGCUUGGUGAUGAGUGAUCUGUUCAUGUUACUUAUCCCUUCUAGAUAAACAUACAGGAGCUUAAAAUAACUUGCAGAACACACCUUACUUUGAAAUCAUUAGAUCACAAUACCACCACAAAUAAAGCUGCCCUAUCCAAGCCUUUUCAGUAUUUCAUCUGUGAUAUUUAAACCAAAAUUAUUUCAGUCCUUACUUCUCAGAUGGUUUUGUUUCAGAGCAUUUUGUUGAGUAACGCCAGGAUGUUGCAAUAUUUGGGUAAAUGCAGAAAACAAACUGUUAAUAAAGUGAAUAACUGUUAAUAGCUCACUAACAUCACGCUCCUUUUGUGAGCCAGUCACAAAAGAACAGCACUGACAAGUAGGGGUGUGCGAUAUGACGACAAUCUGCCAAAGCACAGAGAUCGUAGAACCGUCUGUAAUGUGUUUAUAUCCCUAACAUGUGCCUGAAUACAUUUCUUGCCCUGUCAAAUCAAAAGUUAAGAAAGCACAUUUUAAUUUACCCACAGAAUUAAUGUGUUAUACGUUCAUAAAAGUGACUGCGGUAGCGCAAAAAUCAGCCGAAAAAGGACAAGGUACGCUUCCUCUCUUUUCUCUGUCCUUCCGCUCUGCUCUGUGUAUUUUUUCAGGCUCACUCACACACACGCCCCUCCCCCUCAGAAAACAUCCAAUCACUGUUUAGUAUGCAAAUGAGUCAGGAAGUAGCCAGACUAGUUAAGAUAAAUGUUAUGCUGUCAUAAAUGUUAUCUAUUAUUUCUAUUUUUCAUCCCCCCUUCCCAGGAAAAAUCGUGAUUUAAAAAAAAACAACAAAAAAAAACGUGAUCACAACAUUUUUUCAUAUCGCCCACCCCUACUGACAAGGAGCGCUCACUCUUCACUGACUAUUUUUGAUUGGAUGUCACGCUCUCCAGCUUUAUGCAGACAAACACAAAUCUCUGUUCGUCUUAUGCAAAUUAAAAAAAGAUCAGACAGACAUCACACACAGGAGAUGAGCACAAUCUGUGAUGAUGUAACGGUAAACUUUGGUCAUGAAGCGUCGACGGUUCAAACUCAAGUGAACACUAGAAAAAUAAGAUCCAACCCUUGAACGCACUGAACCAUGUUAUAGAACAUCUGUGUCCUAACCAUGCUGCACUAUUAUUAACUCUAAUCACUGUGUGGGUGUCAGCUCCCAAUCAUCUUAAUCAAAGCAUGUGCAGAUGAAGAUCAUGUAUCAUAAUUAUAGUGGUCUGAAAUGUAAAUACAGAAGAGAUUUCCCAGAAUAGGACAAACACAGACAUAUUCAUGUAAACAAGUACAUCACUAAGUACAGUACAUACAAACAUGAGAAAUGACCUGAAAAAUAAAAAUGGGAUCUCAGUGAAUUAUUGGUGUUUUCACAAUCAUAGUUAAGGCUCUCCACUCUUGAUCUUAUCACUCAGGAAGCAUGUUGUGCAAACAGUUUUUAUUUCCAGCACAGAAAACAUGAAACUGAUUCCAAACUGAUCCUGAGAAUGUCAGUGUAGAUGCACAAACAAAAUGAGUAGAUUUGAUAAGGUCAGUCCUUCCUGUCUUUAUGACUUUUUGUUUGAAAUGUGGGAAAUCCAACACCCAGCUGUCCGAGGCCAUAAAAGCAGACACUGCCUACUCCCUUCAUGAUCACCUUCAAACACAGCAGCCAACAAGACUUAGGCCACUUGAGUAACACUCUCCCAGUCUUUACUUCCAGCCACAUCACACUUGCUCAACCUGAAAGCAAAACAAUAUUUUUGCAUACUUGGUGUAUGAAAAUUUGCACUUGUUAUAAAACCUCAAGAAUGUGCUAAAUCUAAACUGCUCCCGUCUGAGUUUAUGCUCGGCUCAGAGGACUCGAGAAGAUUUUCUCCCUUUUUUUUUAAAGCCUCAGUUACUGAAUGACAGAGACAGAAAACAGCAGGAGGACACGCAUCCAUAAGACCAGGAGAUACAUGAUGACACUGCCAGUACCGUUUACAUAGUUUGAAAACUAUACAUGUGUAUUUCCUUGGGAAGAAGAGACAGGGGCUGGAGUUUGUCUUUAUCAACACGCACCUGGUAAACUCAUUAGCUGAACACUUAGUGGCCGGAUAGAGUGAUUAAGCAUUAGUGAUGAAAAUGACUUAAUGAUAAAAAGGGUUAAAUAUAAAUGCAGAUUUUUAUAGUGACUCUUCUGAGGGUGUCUAUUUUUAUGUGCGUUGUCUUCCUUUGUGUCGCAGAGGUGAGUCAGGAGCUGGAAAGACAGAAAAUACAAAAAAGGUCAUUCAGUACCUGGCACAUGUUGCCUCCUCCCACAAAGGAAGAAAGGACCACAACAUUCCUGUGAGUAUUGCCUUUUGUCGUCUCCUGUUCUUAUUUUUACAAAGGCACUUAAAGCAGGCUUUUAGAAUUCCCAUAUUGAUGCUUUUUGUAUAAAUGUGCAUAUAAAUGAAGAUUUUGUAUAAAUACAGAAAAACCCCACCUUGCUGUAUUCCACUGAAAACACCUUUAAAAGUUGAAAUGUUGUGGAAAUAUUUUACUGCAGAUAGGAGUGUGAUUUGUCACUGAAAAGUACAAACAGUUCAAGUGUUGGUAUAAAAAGUGAAAACGUUGAUAUUUGUGCUGGGACGUGGCUUAGUGCACCGGGUUUGUGUGCGCAGAAUCUAACAAUUUGCAUUUGUUUAUCUGUGACAAACAGCCAGAAUCACCCAAACCAGUGAAACUACAGGCAAGUCUUUGUGAUUUUUACAUACUGUGUUUACAUGCAUGCUUUCCUUACAGUAUAUUCUCAUCCUAAACAAAUCUAAUUGACUUAUUGAUGAAUGAUUGGACAAACAGUUGAAGCUCAAAGACACUUUAAGUUACAGCUGACACUUAAUACACUAUACUGGGUAAAAAUGCAUGGCGUCACUCUGGGAGAAACUUAUCUAGCUUUGUUGUUGUCUCUCUCUGUCAGGCACAAAAUACAAUUGUAAGUACAUUUUAAAAACUGGCAUGAUGCUUGAAUUUCAUGUUUAUGUCUUGCUUUUUGUCCAGAUUUGUCUCUUUGGUUGCCGUUAAUGUGAUCCAUUGUCAGUGAAAACAAAGUCACAUGCAUGUUAUUUUUGUUAUUUUCAUUUGUUGGAGCACUGCCAUCUUGUACUUUGGAAAACUUUUUUUUUCAUACAUGGUUUUGUGACAGCAGGACAGGUAUUUUCUAGUUUAAGACUGUUGUGAGUUUGGAGGGUGAUCAUACCUGUCUGGAUACACAGCUUUUUUUAUAUAAAAGCAAAGUUAUGUUGUCUAAGUUUGCCUGCUGUACUCAGAAGUGUCAGUUAGGAGUAAGAGUUAUUAAGGCAGUCUAGAACUGCAGUGUAAACCUCAGUGCAUGGUACAAAAAAAUCAAUUAGCCAUUAUCCUUGAAUACCUGCAGUAACCCGGAUCAAGAGGAUGAGGAUUAUAACCCAUAGAGGAAUUGUAGUAAUGCAGCAGAUGUAGGUUGUUGUGGAUUCUGUUUUUGCAUCAUUUUAGAGUGCUAAGUUUAGAGUACCAGCUCAUUUGUCUCAUGGCAUUACUGCACUUUAUCUUUUUGCAUAAUAACAAAUUGAAUCUCCUCAUAUCCUACAGAGUGGACCCCUGUUUUAUGUGAGUAGCAUGUAGUUUUUCAACUAUCUCACCUUACUGACAGUAUGAAAGGGGUGCUGUACCCACUCUGUUAGUACUGACUAUUAACUCCUAAAAUAACUCACUUUCAACCUUUUUGACUUUCUAACUCUGAUUUGCUUGGAGUUUGUGCAGCAGAAGCUUUUUAUCCAUCUAAAUCCACCUGCUGCAAAUGUGCUUAAGCAUGGUCCUGUCCUCACUGAGUUAUUACUUACUGUUUUUUCUCACUGAGCAUUAACAUUACUUGCAACACAAGGGCAUCUCCCUCUGUAGUAAUAAAUCGCUGCUCUAAUCCUUAUUUAAUAGCGCUACAUGCUGCUAGAAGCUGAGAGAUCCUAUGGUUUUUGUGUGAGUGCAAAAUGAAGCUAGUUAUUAAAAACACACCUCCUGUUUAAUGUUUGAUUCUGUCUUUUAAAACCUGCUGACACUAAAGUUUGUAAUCAACCAUCAGGCAAGCUACUUCUCUACAGCAGGUGAAAAAAACAAAAUGCAGAAAAAAAAAGUAAAUAAAUCACUUUAAUUUACUUUAGAUGUUUGAACAAGAUACAACUACCCAUACUUUAAAUUUAAAAUGUCUAAAAAAUAUAACAAAUACUUUUUCAGCACUACUGCAGGCCAAGCACUCCUCAAUUAUUAUUUCAGUAUACAAAAAAAUCUGUUUAUAUAAACCUUAAAACAGCUGUAUGUAGGGCUGGACGAUAUGGCCUCUAAUCAAUGUCACGAUAUAUUGAGCAGUUCACCUCGAUAACGAUAAAUGGACGAUAACUACUCCACAAGCUGCUCACCCCCUCCCACAUUAAUUACUUCAGCUGCCGCUCCACCCGCUACAACUUUUGAUCUGUCCUCCAUCUCCUCACCUGUUUUUCCCUCUUUGUUACUGACUGGAUGGGGUGGAGUAUAGACCAUAGCCUACCUACACACAUUCAAAACCAAUUUUUAUUUAUUCAUUAUUUUGACAUCGAAUGUUGUCGUAAAAUUUGGUAUUAGUAAAUUUUCAGUUUAUCGCCCAGCCCUAGCUGUACCAUUUUUUAGAUGUUAUUUUUAUUUAACACAUGGGGUGAAUAAACUCAAUAGAAAGUCAGAUCAGGAUGCGAUAUUCAGCAUACAUUUACUCUUAAGUGUGUUCACGAGCUCACAGGCCAGUUCAUUUUAAUCAUUCAACAGAAACCUCCCGUGACCUCCUCUUUUACUGAGUCAGAGUCAGCCUUAAAAUCUCUGCUGGCUCAGAUGAGCUCUCUGCGCUGGCACCUUCCCAUCCAGAUUCAAACCUUGAGCCAUUUCCAAAAAAGUGCUAGUGAAAAGAGCGACUUGUAAGAUUUGAUGUGAGCCUCUGGAGCAGAUGUUGAGCGGUGAACACACAUCCACAACUUCUGGCCUUUGCCUCUCAAUAUGUAGUGGGACAGUUUUGAUCCUGUUUGAGUCCACUCAGUCAAGUCUGUCCUCAAACACUGUUUUGCCUGCAGAAAAGCCUGUUGUUCGAUAAGAGUGAACUUGUUGCGAUUACCAGUAAACGUUUUAUACAGCACUACAGCUGCAUAACUAAAAAUGAGAAGAUACUGAUUUUCGUUCUGUUGAGACUGAUCGUGUCUCUCAUUUAUUUGAUUGUCAUAUCUCAUCUGCUAACAUGGGAUCACAACAAUUGGCCCUCUCAGUAGAGGAGCUGUCGCUUUUGGCUGUCAGAGGUCCGAUAUGUGCACUUUGUAGCAGGAAUGUGGGUCAGCUUGUAAUGCUGCUGAAUUGGCCCCCCGUCGGUGUUUGUAAUCUGCUCUUUGUUUUUAUGGGUGCACAGCAGACCACACAGAUGGGUAGAGGUUGCCAAUGAAGAAUUUUAACUACCAGCUUAUGCUGCAGGCCUGUGUUUAUUUAGAAACAAAGGCUUUGGGUUUGAAUUCACCAAACCUCUGACAGCUGGACCAGGGUCAAGUCGAUCUGGUUCAGCCCCGCUUCAUCCCAACUGCUCAAAAACUCAAUUAGAAGUAGCCUAUCCUGAUCAUGUUGCAUGUCUCACAUCCUGAGUGCAGUGCUGAUUCCUGCUGGACUGCCUUUAGUGGAAAAUGGGUUUUUUCAACCUUCAGUGUGCAGCAUUUUUUGAUAUAAAGGGAAAAUAUUUCACUUAACCACAAGAAGGAAAGUGAAAUGGCAGGAGAAAUUGUUUUUCUGUGAGCCGUUUUGGAUUCAAAAACCCACAAUGUGGCUCAGAUGGGAGCACAGUGAGCCACCUGUCCAAACAUCUGCAUAAUCUCUUAUUUAUUUAUUCAGCCUCUGAAAGUGUCCAGUCUGACAGAGAAGCUUAAGUGUCUCUGUUGUGUGUGCUGAACACAUUCUCACUGACAAGACUGUCUGUCUGGCUUUACUCACGACGAAAAAACUCCCAUAAUUAAUCAUGAGCGUCAUCCACAUCAGGGCCUCAAGAGCCAUCUUUUUUGUAGCUAAACCUCCAAAAAUAUAAAACUUUUCAAAGUGGAAUUUACUUGAUUGCAAAGAUAUCUGAUACAUAACAGUUAGUUAGCUAUUAAGCAACUUUUCAGCAGCUGUGUACCAACAAAUCAGACAAAUUGAUUUCAAGCCAUUCAGAAACAUCUCGCUGUGGCGGUUGAGUCCGAGCUUCUGCAGGAGUCUCUCAGUCCUGAUUAUGUUCUGAUUCAAUUCCAUUUGGUUUUCAUUUCAACUUCCAGGUCAAUGGUAUUCAAAUCUACAGAUUCAGAAACAACCUGUCCUGAGUAAAGCAGUAACACAGGUUUUCUACGGCCAUGCCAAAAUCUAACAUUGAAGUAGAAAACUUCAAAAACACAUUUCUGAGACCUCUGGGGAGUCUCAUGUGACUUUCUUACAUCUCUGAUUGAGGGUUGAAAACAGUGUGGCCCCAAAAACAUGCUCUAAAACCAGGGAGGACUCAAGAACAAAUCCUAAUAAGAUAAUAAGAAUGGUGUAAAUCAAUUGUGCGUAAAACAGACAGCAACACAGAGUUGUUACGAUCUUUAUACUCUAUGAACACAUCAACACUAUCUGGGAGAUUGUUUGACUUUUCCGGAUUCCUGGAUUGUCCUUAAAUCUUUUUGUGGGAUUUAUUUGUUACAUAAUUUUAGAAGCAUGUCUGGCUAUAACACUUACUCUCUUCAUCUUUUCUAUAUCUUUCUUAAAUUUUCCCAAAUGUAAUUAUUUUAACAGUCUGUCUGUAAGACCACAUGAUAAGUCUUGAGAUGUCUGCUGUCUCUGUCUGCAUGUUAGUGUUCGUUUUCUGUACUUUUUAAUGAGAAAUUAGUGGUUUACCAUUACUUUUUCAAUUAUUUUCUCAGCUGGCCUUGACUUCUUUAAUGCCUCUUUUGUUUUCACAGGGUGAAUUGGAGCGUCAGCUUUUGCAGGCCAAUCCCAUCCUUGAAUCUUUUGGAAAUGCAAAGACAGUGAAAAAUGACAACUCGUCACGUUUUGUAAGUACAGAUAAACUGAAGUCGUGUAGAGGGGUUUGAAAUCUGACAAACAGAAAUACGGGAAAAAAAAAUAGUAUGAGAAACUGAAUAAAAAUGUGUCUAAAAAACAGAAAGAGGGGGAAAAAUAUUAGUUAAAAAAACAGAAGGAAAAAAAAAUCAGAAAAACAGAAAAAAGAAAAAACAUUACUCAGAAAAACAGUUUACCUUUUUUUUUUUGGGGGGGGGGGGGUGAAUGCAAUAUGCUUCCCUAAUUUCCAUGUGGGUGAUUUUUCCACUUUGACAACAAUUAAUUUCAAUAGUUUAAUUUGUUCUUUUCCCUGUAAGCAGUUUCAAAAACUCUGAAGCUGGACACACCUUCAAAGACCUUCAAAGAACAAAUUGAUUUCAGUUAGAGUUAAUCCUGGUUAUUUAAUAUUGAAGUAGGACAAGAGGGACACUAUUAAAGUUCCUUUGGACUACUCAUGUCUGUGCACUUUAUAACUGAAUAAAACUUUCUCUUGUGUUCAUCUCUGCAGGGGAAAUUCAUCCGGAUCAACUUCGAUGUCACAGGCUACAUUGUUGGAGCAAAUAUAGAAACCUGUAUCCUCGUUUAAAAGCAGCAGCAGAGCUCAGAAAACGUUAGAACAUAGUUGUAGUCAAGUUGUUCACAAAGUGCAAGAAUAUCUGCAUUACUCUGAUCCACAUUUUAGGUUUUGUUCUUGACUAUUCGAUGUCAGACCUACUGGAGAAAUCCAGAGCUAUCCGUCAAGCCAAAGAUGAGCGCACAUUCCACAUUUUCUACCAGUUGCUGGCUGGAGCCGGGGAGCACCUCAGAUGUGAGCAGACUUUCAUUAAAGCCCUUUUUGUUGUCUUUGUCUUUCAUAGCUGUAAACUAAAAUUUGGUCACUUAAAAUCUCAAAUUUUGUCAGUCCACAAAGUCCUGCUUUUUGAGAUAAAAGAGUGAUUUCCUUACCGUGUUUCUGAAUGUUUAUGAUUUCUGUAUCCCUUCAGCGGACCUGCUCUUGGAGGGAUUCAACAACUACCGUUUUCUGUCUAACGGUAACAUCCCCAUCCCGGGCCAGCAGGACAAAGACAACUUCCAGGAGACCAUGGAGGCCAUGCACAUCAUGAGCUUUGGCCAUGAGGAGAUUCUGGGUAUGUUUUCCACCACAACAUGAAAUGAAUGAACAAAGUAGAUUUUCCUUGUUUGUUUCUCUAUUUAGUAAAUUUAAGAUAAAAGCCCCUGUAUGAUUCCCUUUUAUAACAAAUAAAAACAUAGAGGACCUUUAGCAACAGGAUUGAUGAUAUUUGAUUUGUAAUUUUUGAUACCUUAAACUGGAGCGGGGGGAGUGGUUUUCAACUGAGCAGCUUAAGUCCCACUCCGAUCGUUGAUUUUUACUACUUUAAGUGUUAUCAGUGGUCUUAUAAUAGUUAUUAUGACGUUUUUAGCCAAAAUCACGCUACUUGUGUAAUUUUCAAGGGCUUGUCUUCUGCAGAGCUCCAGCAGAUCAUUAGCAAUUCGCCUCUUAAGUUGUGAGCGGAGACAGUGCUGCUCUGCACACAUGUCUUCACACUAGCUUGUAGCCUAACAUUGCCGGUGUAGUAGAAGUAGCAGGUAAUAUAGGAGCAAUUCAGAUCUCAGACACUUGUGUCUUUAAGGACAUGAGUGACAAGUUAAUAUCAUAAUUAGCUUUCUUACGAGCGUUGCAAUCUGCUAACGCACAUGCUUGUUCCGCGAUCGUCCUCUCUAUUUUUCCGAGUGUGGCUCUGGGGGCGGAGCUUGGAUUUGUGACAUAGGAAAUCUCACUGUAUCUGACCCUGCCAUUUGGUUCUGUCAGAGAUUCACAGCGAUUUGAAUGCAGAAAUACUUAAAAAUACUAUCUUUUUCUACCCAGCAGUUAAGUUUGACACAUCUAAACCAAAAUCUGAUAGGAAACAGUUUUCCAGCUUUGUUGAAAAGGUUUUUUUUGCAUGUUGAUUGAAAUGAUUGAUGAAAGAUUUUGAAAAAAAUGCUCCUGGAAAAUGCAUCGUGUCUUUCUUCCCCUUUUCAUUCCUCUGAGGUUGAUGUGUUUACCAGAGGUUAAACAUUCAAAAUAUUAAGUUUGUCUGCUUUUCUACUGUCUCAACAAAAUCAACAGUUUGUGCAUUUUUACUGCUUCAGCACUAUCGUGAAUGUAUUCUCUGGUUUCUUGAUUUCUUUAGCCAUGUUGAAAGUGGUGUCCUCGGUCCUUCAGUUCGGCAACAUUGUCUUCAAAAAGGAGAGAAACACUGACCAGGCUUCUAUGCCUGACAACACUGGUAGGUAACACAUGCGUACGCAAACACUGCAGUUCUUUUACAUCUGCUUUACGACCUCGUAGCUCAGAGCUCACAGGUCAAGACAUCGUUCUCUUCCUCUUCACAUGUAUAUACAUCACCUCCUCUCCGGCCCUUAACCUGCCUUCCUCAUGCUGCGGACCUCAUCCGCACAAUAGAGGAGCUUGUGAUUUAGGUCUUUUCUCUCCCCAAGCUGUGUCACCCUGCUAUUAAGAAGCCAAAUCGUUACGAGGAUUUACUCCUGAAGGAAAUGGGGCACAGCGCUCCAGUUCCUCCACAUGUGGUACUGCAUAUUUGGCAUUUCAGGAGGGAGACAGGGGGAGAGAAUUAGCCUAAUGCCAGUGAUGCAGCUCAGCCAGAUCUUCACAAAUAUGAUCAGCAGAAGUCGUCAGGGCUGCAGCAGAUGUUUUUUUAAGCAGGGAGACUUGGCUGAUCUGGGCUGGAUUCUGUUACUUUUUUCCUUGUAUUUUCCACAAGCUCCAGGCAAAUGAAAUAUGACUUUUUCCCCUGCUUCAUUUCACAAGGAGACAUCUUAGAAGCAGAUACUUUUCAGUUCAUUCUUCAUGUCUUUCAGAGUGGUUUGUAGUGAUAUUGACUGACUCUAAUCAUCAUACAGUUAAUAAUAAUGAUAAUGAAACCCUCUCUGUCUCUGUUUUGUUAUUCUAUGAAUAAUUGUGUGUCCAUCUCUGUUUCCCAGCCGCUCAGAAGCUGUGUCAUCUGCUGGGCAUGAAUGUAAUGGAGUUUACCAGGGCCAUCUUGUCCCCGAGGAUCAAAGUGGGACGAGAUUAUGUCCAGAAAGCUCAGACUAAAGAGCAGGUCUGAUUUAUUUUGAUUGAUCUGUAAUUAUGUGUACCGUCUUUGAGUCCUGAGCAAAUGAUUCGUGACUGUGGUGUAAAAUGAUGUAGCUGGGAUAGGAUAUUGUGCAAGUUAAUUUUAUAACUGAGACAUACAUCAGCAUUAAAAGUAUUAGCAUCUCAAUCAGCUAUUGUUUCUCCCUCCCUCCUUCAGGCUGACUUUGCUGUCGAAGCUCUGGCUAAAGCGACGUAUGAGCGUCUGUUUCGUUGGCUGGUCCAUCGCAUUAACAAAGCUCUGGACAGAACCAAACGUCAGGGUGCCUCCUUCAUCGGCAUCCUUGAUAUUGCGGGAUUUGAGAUUUUCCAGGUUUGUAGUUCGUAACUGUGUUUGUUGUUGUUGUUCUUGUAAUCUAAGCGCAUAUCCACUAAGUCGUGUUCUUGAUCUCCACUGCAGCUGAAUUCGUUUGAGCAAAUGUGCAUCAACUACACCAAUGAGAAGCUGCAGCAGCUCUUCAACCACACCAUGUUCAUCCUGGAGCAGGAGGAGUACCAGAGGGAGGGCAUCGAGUGGAGCUUCAUCGACUUUGGUCUCGACCUGCAGCCCUGCAUAGACCUCAUUGAGAGGCCGGUCAGUGCAAUGACAAUGACAUAGACUCUUAUUACCCAUCUACUGUGGGGUAACAUGUUCAAACCUCGUUUGGUUGCACGUGACUUGAUUUUGUAUUUUGCUGUUUUCAAUGAGAGAAAUGUUGGAGUUUCUGUUGCUUUCGAGGUUUAAGAUGCUGACCAUGAUGCUAAACACACUUUAACUUUUCCUUGUUGGUCAUGUUCGGAUCAUGUGUAGUAUUUGAUCUCUCUGAACUCUCUCGGUUCUGUCCUGGUUUCAUAUUUCUUCAGGCAAACCCUCCAGGAGUCCUGGCUCUACUGGAUGAAGAAUGCUGGUUCCCUAAGGCCACGGACAAGACCUUUGUAGAUAAGCUGAUCCAGGAGCAGGGCACACACACUAAGUUUCAGAAGCCCCGCCAGCUCAAAGAUAAGGCCGACUUCUGCAUCAUCCACUAUGCUGGCAGGGUUGGUCUCUUUUAAUCUCUUUGAAAAUCACACUCAGCAGAUCUCUGCCUCUGCUUUCCUCGAAACACUUUGUAAGUGUGUAGCUGGGAGCCCACCCCUGGCUGGUUUGGGGUAGAAAAGAUAAAUUGGGUCUUUACUUGGAAAGUGAAGUUUAUUAAAGGAUAAAAUAUUCUUUAUGUUGAGCUUGUUUUUUAGGGCAAAGGUCACGCUCUUUUCUGAAAAGCAGUGCAGACACAGGAAAGUGGGAAACGUUUUGUUAGUUCUGACUGGUGUAACCGAUUCAGUCUGUUUUCUUGUUACUGUACGCUCUAAGGCUCUCAGUCAUUUUAGUUUCUUGAACACAUCUGAGGUAUGACGAAGAACUCCCCAACACACAUCCACCCCCUGGCUGGCUAACUCGUCAUAGACCAAAUGUUGUGUGCUGCUCUACGAUGACAAAAAUAUAUAUUCACAGCGGUAAACCGGGGCAGGACAAUUAAUCAAAAAAUAAUCAAAGCCACCAUCCAGAACCUCUAAUUGGCAAAGUCAUGCCUUUGUUGUAGGAGUGGGCGAUUUGGCAAAAAAAAUGAUCACAAUAUAUUUUGUCAUAUCCUCAGAUGUCGAUUAUUAUCACGAUUUAUUUAUCACAAUUACCAGUUUUAAAGCAUCUGUACUAAAAACUAAAGAAACUAGAGAUUAGUUCAACAUUUUAUUAACGUACAAAGUAAAUAAAGCAAAUUGAAUAAGAUAAACUUAGAAAAAUAUAAAAAACAUUUCAACUCAAAAGUACAAUAAAAAGUAGAUAAAUACUAAAUAAAUACAGUGAACUAGUUUACAGUCCUGAGUGUUUUAGCUGGUAUGCAAGACCCAAAAUAAACAUCGCCGUGAUCGAACCAAAAUUCAUCAGGAUCACGUAAUCGCCCAGUCCUACUCUGUUGAUUAUUUCAGUUAAAUUCUGUUUCUACUUCCUGAAAUUCUGUUCACAUUUUCCUCACUUCAUGUAUUGUCCUCUUAAAACUCCAACCUGUCCUGCCUGUGACAUUCAAGCAACAUAGUGGAGAACUCGAACACUGAGCCAACUCAACUGAGCAACCAUAAAAUGCUGCGUGCGAUGUCUAGACACAUGUUUGGCUCUUGUGAACAUGACAGAAAAAAAAGCCAAAGUAACUGAAUAGCAGAUAAACUUUGUGGAAAACAGUUUCAGCAGCCAAAGGAAUUACCAUCAAUCUUUUUCAACGCUAAAAGCACAACCACAUUACUCAAUAUGAGCAGUAUACAGCUCCAAAAAAGAGACAGACUGACAAACACUCAGCAACAAGUGCCUCCGUAAAGCAGCUGCUCAUAACACUUACAUUAGAAAUGCCACAUGAUCUGCAAAGGAGUAAUUCAAUAAUUUAUAAUUCACAAAAAGUCAGAGAAAAUAUCUAAGCAUAAAGAGUUGAACAUAUGUAUCAUACAAAUCUUUAAAACGGGACUGACAAAAACAGAGUAAUAUUUUACCUUGAGUCCAUGCAGGAUCACUUUUUUUCUUCUACUCAAACAUUUUCAGAAAUACUUUUUUUUCUCUCUACAAUUCUCACUUGAAACAGCUGGUCAGCACUCAGAUUGAACACCAGUGUUUAGUUCAUUUGUUACAGGAUUUCAGGGAAAUAUUGAGUCCUGGUGUGAUCUGAAGUGCAUUUGGACGCUGUUAGUGCUGUUAUGCAACAGGAUUUAACAAUUGUCUUGUAACAGCAUAGAGUGUUUUGUUGCACGCAGCACCAGUGUCAGUGUUAUUUUCCAGUAAGUGCAAAUGGUAAGGUGUCAAUGUAUCCAGAAAAGCCUCUUUUAUAGAAAAGUUUCUGCAGCUCAGCUCAGCCUAUGAAACACUGGACUGGCUGGUGAAACAGAAAAGAAUAACACAGUACUGAAACCAUAAUGCUAACACUUCCUUCUAAAUGACCUCUCACCAUUUUUCUGAAAUUUUUUUCCUCACGUUUAAAAAAAAUAAAUGCUGCUUUUUUUUUUUUUUUUUUAAAUCUUUUUAUUUUCUAAAUAAACCACCACAAAAAAACAACUACAUAGGAUAGUCAGAAAAAGUCCUGACCCUUCCCCUAUUCUGUGAGCACUUGGUUGUACAGUCAUGGUCAUAGGAGCAAAAAUAAUAAUAAUAAUGAUAACUUUAUUUUUAUAGCACUUUCAAAAACAGAAGUUUACUUUGAUAAAUAGUCAUAAAGCACACGGAAAUAAACACAAAUAAAAGACAAAAACUCAGUUAAAAUGGAAUUGAAGGCCGUUUUCAUGACAAUACAAGAACCAUGCAACAUCAAAUAAGACCAUGAGGACCAGAAUAAAAACAUAAAAUAGGUAAGAAAAAAAAAUGCAAUAGAAAGGGGGGUUGAAAGCAGAAAACAGGAAAGUAAAUAUAAAAGACCACAUUAAUAAUGUUAUUAGAAUAAUUACAAAAUAAUAAUGAUAAAAAUAGUAUUGAUAAAGUAGAACAACAAAAUGAGCAAGAGAUUGAAAAAAUAAAAUGCCUAAAAGUUUAAUUAAGAAAAUAUUUUAAGUAUAACAAAAGCUAAAAAGACACUAAGCUGAAAUAAGAUAGAUGUAAAAGAGAUGAGAGGAAAAAAGACAAGCUCACAGAUGUUCUCCUUUUUCAGUGAAAUGGGAAGGGUUUAUUGUUGUCCCUCAUGUUUUGGAGGAAGUCAAACGAUAACACAAGCAUGAAUCUAUAGACAUGUCCAGAUUACAUGUAUUAAUGUGUUUGUUUUACAUUCACAAUUUGGGGUUUGUUCUGUCUGAGGAUAAGUCUUCACUUAAUUCAUCCCCUAUCACUUACAAUAAUUAGACCUGUUAUAAAAAAGUCAAUGAAAGGGAUCUUUAUUAAAUAUUGGUGUCUUUUGUACAUAUAAUCAUUAUGAAAUUCAUAGUUGUUAUGCUGCCAUCGUAUCGACUGUUGUGUAGAUAUUUUGUGUAGGAUUUGUUGCUACCUCUAAAUUGCACUGUUUGUUGUUGCAGGUGGACUAUAAGGCCGAUGAAUGGCUGAUGAAGAACAUGGACCCCCUGAACGACAAUGUAGCCACACUCCUGCAUCAGUCUACAGACAAAUUUGUGGCUGAACUUUGGAAAGACGGUAAGCUGCCCAGGAGCGUGAGAUACAGGACGCAGUCUUCAAAGAAUCUUUAUCUAGUGUCAUUCGGCUUUUGUAGUUAACUUGCACAUGGAUUUGCCUGAAAUCAAGCCUACUAACAACAAACUAACAAAAGCUGUCUGCCUUGUUGAGCUAGGCCGACUCAGUGAUCAAUGAUUGUAACAUCCCCUCCCCUCCCUGUCUCUCUCUCUGUGUUGUAGACAUUCAGACCAUUCAAAGGGCUUCAUUCUAUGACAAUGUCACUAGUCUGGAUGAGCCAGCAGGUGAAUGACUGGGUCGUGCUGUAGCAGACCUGGGCAUAAAUGCUAAUUGCUGUAAAUAUUCUUAAGCAAAGUGAAUAACAACUUUCACUUGAACUUUUUUUCUGGCAUAUUUUUGCCCAGAUCUGGCUGUAUGUGUCAUGCUUCAGCCGAUGCUGUGUCCGUCAUAGCUACUGUGGCUCCCAUUUGCUUCCAGGCUGCAUGGCUCCCCUUGUCUCAGCCAAAAGCAGUAGUGCCUGAUUUCCUACACAAGUUAAAGUAGAAUUUAGUCAUCUGCUCCCUCUGGUUGAAGUAGUUUGCUAUGAUUUGUCUUGGUAUUUUUGGAGGCUGACAUUGGUCUUGUGGUGUUUGUGUGGUCAAAUAGCCCUGAAGCAAAUAUUUGAUCUCACACAGCUGUUUGGAGUCUCCAUAGCUCAUGUCUGUUCUUGUCUCUCGUCUGUGGUGCGAUACUUUCACAAACAAAUCAAGGUUCUCGAUCUUAAAUGAGGAAAAUGUAAUAAAGUUAAUUUCCCGCCAUGUUUUUUUCACGGUAGCAGGAGAGUAAAACCAGAUGUCUUUAUUUUCUUUGGCUUUGAACUCGGAUGUCAGAACGUUUAGAGGGCUAAGAGAACGGGCCCAUAGAUCACUGCAGUCUGAGUGCUGAAGCUCCAAAAGUCUGUAGCUCAGAAAAUGCUACUUAAAAGUGGACAUUGAUAAGUGGUAAAGCGUAGCUAUUACUGGGUCUAUACAUAAAUCAUGAAAAGUAACCUGGCAUCGCUGGCUGUUUAUGACAUUGCGUGACAUUGUGUGAUAGAUAAUUCUGGUGAUUCUCUACAAAAACUAACCACUGUGAAACUUAAUUACGCAGCCCGAGCUUUAUUUAGGCUUUGAUAAAUGGUAGGAGAUAGGCUAAUAGUCAUUUUUGAACAAAACUUUUGCCCAGAGAAGACUGUGUUGUCGCUCCAACCUCAAAGCCAGCUCAAGUAGCAAAGAUACUCCCUCACUCAUGAAUAUAUCCCCACAUUUUCACUUUUCACUGCUCCACAGUCAGCUGUUUUUCCCUCUUUUUAGCUGCCAUUGUUGGCCAAACAAGACAGCCUGACAGUAUUUAGGCCCCUCCUGUUUUCUCCAUGCUGGCAUCAAAAUUAUGAAAUCUUACAUUAUUGGGAAAAGUUGAAUCAUGCAUUUUUACAGGCUUCUUCUCAUUGACAACUGUCUUUAUUUGACAAAGCGUGCAGCCACACCCUGCUUCUAAAAGGAAUCCAGCCUCUAAAUGGGUACAGGCUUUAAAGGGAUAUUCUGGCGUAAAUUGAAGUUAUGGUCAAACACACCGUAACACUGAGUUAGACACCCUCUCGAGAGAUGAAUUUUGCCGACUGCUUGCCUCUCUAGUUAUACCAGCUUAAGUAACGACCGCACGAUAGCAAUUCACAGCAGUCUACGUCUCCACACACUAACCUCAACCAAAAAGCCACAAUUAAUGCUCAGAACAGCACCUAACUUCAUCAACAGUACAUAUAGGGUCCCAGCCAAACAUCUUUUUAGCUUUGAUAAUUUCUAUAGCAAAGAGACUAAACACAACUCACCCACUCUCCUCUGGCAGCUGCUUGUUUGUGGGGGAGCCCUGACGAGUCGAUCACCGAGUGCAGCGGAUCAUUUCCAUGAAAAAAUAAUCAUCGUAAUGAUAAUUUUACACCGCAGACACGGUAGUUCAUCUGCCUUAGCGUCUCGGUCUAAUUGCACUUCCAUGAAAUAAAGACCAUAAAUGUUCUUCCUUGGGCUGCGAAACUCUGCUGCACUCGGUGAUCAACUCGUCGGGGCUCCCCCACAAAUAAGCAGCCGCUGGAGGAGAGCGGGUGAGUUGCGUUUAGUCUCUUUGCUAAAGAAAUUAGGCAAAGCUAAAAAGAUGUUUGAUGGCUAUAACUAUACUGGUUAGACCUUAACUUAAAUUUACGCCGGAAUAUCCCUUUAAUUGAGAGUUAUAUGGUAAUUAAUUAUACUUCCAAAAUUAAAACUGACUAUGUACAAAAUCAGUUUCUCUAGGUGGUGAUGAUCAGAUUCAGUAGUUCAGAGACCAAAGACAGUGUUAUUUCUUUCAGUCAGGUAUCUUCUCCUGUGUGUUUGUAUUUGCAUUUAUAUUCAGAGAGCAUUACAGGAGAGAGAAUAAACGGCUACCCAAAAUUGCCCGUCAUUAUUUUUCUCUGUCGAGGUUUGUCACCAGAACCAAAUUAUCACAGCGGCGUUCAAUUUUUCAAUUCAACCAAAUCGGUGACACAGGGCUGGUAGUAGCUAUUUUGCUGCUGCUCAGAAUUAUAAUAUUAUUGACACAACAGUAAUCUAAUACAACAGCUAAACCACAAAUUCUAUUUUUAUAAAACCUCUACACUUUGACACGAUCAGAGACUGAUCAUUCAGGGUUGGCUUUGUAUGUUGCCAAAUUGUUUGUCUUUAAUGUUACACUGUUGUGUGUCUUCUACCAAGUACUGUCUCUCAUCUCCUAUGAUCAGCACAGAUUCUGAAAAUUGUUGCAUUAAACUUGAUUAAUGCUAACAACAAACAUUUGAUUGAUUAUUGGGCAUCUUCGAAAGGUGACACAAGUCAAAGAGUUGUAUAGGAGUAGAGAGGCUCUGGGAUAUAGAGCUAAGAGUCACCUUGUUCGCCUGCCGUUGAUUGAGAGGCGUGUGAAUUGUCUUUUUCAUCCAUCUGCAUUCAGUCACAUUGCUACGUUAUGUCACACUGCUUGUUUUGUUCCCACAGUGUUUCUCUUUCAAUGAAUUUUUCUCACUAUAACCUGUUUUUCCCAAACUCUGCCUUCAGUUGACCGGAUUGUAGGCCUGGACCAGGUGGCAGGGAUGAACGAGACGGCGUUCGGUGCCACAUACAAAACAAAGAAGGGCAUGUUUCGCACAGUGGGACAGCUCUACAAGGAGUCGCUCACCAAGCUCAUGGCCACACUGAGGAACACAAACCCAAACUUUGUCCGCUGUAUCAUUCCCAACCAUGAAAAAAGGGUAAGCUUGACAGUCCUCAGAGAAAUUAUUGUGUUCAAUUCAGACUGUAUAUGUGAAAUUGUCAUGAAGCAUGAAUCAUGAGUAAAUGAUUGCUUCUGUUCUUUCUUGUCUUUGUUCUUCAGGCAGGUAAACUGGAACCUCACCUGGUUCUGGACCAGCUGAGGUGUAACGGAGUCCUUGAAGGGAUUCGUAUCUGCAGACAGGGCUUCCCCAACCGCAUCAUCUUCCAGGAGUUCAGACAGAGGUGAUAAUAUCAGAGGAGAUUUCUGAGCGUAGUCAUGUCAGCGUAGAAAGAGGAAACAUUGGUUUAAUUUUCUCUUUAUAAUUAAAAUCUUUUGAAUUCACAGAUAUGAGAUCCUGACACCCAAUGCUAUCCCCAAGGGAUUCAUGGAUGGCAAACAGGCCUGUGAAAGAAUGGUACUGCCAUGUUUCUCAUUUCAUUUCAGCUCUAGAACUUCUAUCUCAAGUCUUGUCUUGAGCUUCAGAAUUUGACAAACCACUUCUGACCUGUUUUGUAACACUAGCAUGAAACAACACAGAUUUCAUAUUUACGUACCUCGCAUCCUGCACAUGUUCAAUGAGGAGUGCUGCUUUAGUUUCUGGGUAAAGAAGCUGCUUUGAUCAACUUUUAUGGAAGGAACUUCCUUUUUAAAGUCCAGAUUUUUCUGACACCUGAAGAAACCGUAUUCCAGCAUCUUACUGACCUUUUUUCGAUCUUCUUUUGAAUUCAAUCUUUGCCUUUUUUAGAUCCAAGCCCUUGAGCUGGACCCCAACCUGUUCCGUAUUGGUCAGAGUAAGAUCUUCUUCAGAACUGGAGUCCUGGCUCAUCUCGAGGAGGAGAGAGACCUCAAGAUCACUGACAUCAUCAUCUACUUCCAGUCUGUGUGCCGUGGAUACUUGGCACGCAAGUGAGUCAGAUCUCUGUCUUCUUUUAUGAAAUAAAUGAACAUACAGUGAAUAUACAGUUUGAUACUAAAGGUACAAUCCAGUGUAAACUCCAUCAGCAGCACCGAAUACUAGAUACAGUCAACAACCUCUCACUGAACUAUCAGCUGCAGAAGAACCAGGUCUUGGUAAAGGAAAUAACUGAGCUUAAAGAGAGUAAAUAGUGACAUUUUCUGGGAGCCAGCAGCGGAAGACAUCACUAUCAGCUAGCCUUGAUGCUCAAACAUGAUUAACUCUAUAGUCCUGCUGCAACCUUCUAUUGUUUUAUCUUCUUUGUCCAAAGGGCUUUUGCAAAGAAGCAGCAACAGCUAAGCGCUCUGAAGGUCCUCCAAAGGAACUGCGCUGCUUACCUGAAGCUGCGACACUGGCAGUGGUGGAGGCUCUUCACCAAGGUGAGAAACCCAACAGCUACCCUCGCUAUUCACAGCAAUUCAUUCGUGCCAUGCAAUUGGUCAAGAGCGCCAAUUCCAAGCUUCACAUUAGAAUGAACUCAUUUGCAGAAGUUAGUAAAUGUCAGAAGUUAGAGAACGACUGAAAUAAUGGCACACUAAAACCGUAACCUCUUAUAGACUUAGAGGAGUUGGAAAUGAAGCUGGAAACAGAAGCUUCAGAAUGAAUGAAACAUUUGGACAUCAAAGGAGUGUAAACCUAAAGAAAAGAACACGAUAACAAAACUUCAUAAUCAGUUUCAGCAACUCUAAAAAUUGCCAUUUUUAUUGGUUUAUUUUGCUUUUAUCUAUUAAUUUUCUUCUGCUCAUCAGGCUCCAGGUCAGAGUUCAUGUGUUGCCCGAUAUUAUUUUAAAUCCUGCUGUUUAAGUUCUGGCAGAAAAAUGUAAUUUUGGUUUGGGAAACCUGCAGGUCAUAACUGCUCUCUCUCUCUCUCUCCACGUGUUUCAGGUGAAGCCUCUGCUGCAGGUCACCAGGCAGGAGGAGGAAAUGCAGGCCAAAGACGAGGAGUUGCUGAAGGUGAAGGAGAGGCAGCUGAAGGUGGAGAAUGAGCUGGUGGAGAUGGAGAGGAAACACCAACAGGUAGACAUAUUUCCUCUAUAUGUACACUCAGAAUAGUGGAUAAAGGCUUUUCCAGUAAUCAUAUCAGAAAUAUCAUAAAUCCUGUGUUGAAGCUCUUUUCUAUGCGUUGAUCUGAUAACCCGUCUUUAUCUUUUCAUUCUGUUGUCUCCCUCCAGCUCCUCGAGGAGAAGAACAUUCUGGCAGAGCAACUCCAUGCAGAGACGGAGCUGUUUGCAGAGGCCGAAGAGAUGAGAGUCCGCCUGCUUUCCAGGAAGCAGGAGCUGGAGGAGAUCCUUCAUGAUUUGGAGUCUAGAGUGGAGGAAGAGGAGGAGAGGAACCAAAGCAUGCAGAAUGAGAAGAAGAAGAUGCAGUCACACAUACAGGUUUAGAUCUUCACCUGUUUAAACUUCUACGUGCAAGAACCUUUCUCCUAUUAUUGAUUAAUUUAAUGAAUUUUCCCUAGUUUUUAAUGUCCAAAAUCUGUUUUUGAGUAAAUGUGUGAGUUUUGAUUAUUAUUAUUAUUAUUAUUAUUUGUGUUUCAACUUUCAUUUUCAUCAAAUUAAAAUGCUACAUAAAUCCAUUUUAAAACAUGAUAUAAUGAAAGAUAUCAUUUGGUUACUGUCGGGCAAUUUAAAUGUACAGAAACUCUAAGCUUCAAAACUUAUUGAUCCCCAGUUUGUCGGACUAAAUGAUCAUAUAUAGAUUAGGUCUUCACCUUUGUUUUUGUCUUUAUUUCUGUCUUCAGGACCUCGAGGAGCAGCUUGAUGAGGAGGAGGCCGCGAGACAGAAGCUGCAGCUGGAUAAAGUUACAGCCGAGGCCAAGAUCAAGAAAAUGGAGGAGGAUAUUCUCCUGCUGGAGGACCAAAACUCCAAAUUCCUCAAGGUGAGAGUGUUUCACACGCAUGUGAUUGGUCACUUCAAACUGAGAAAGCAGAGGCAGUCUUUUAGAUAUGGAUCACGGAGAUCAAAGCUGUGGAUUAAACAUCAGAUAGUUUCUAUUUUUUUCUUCACCUCCACAUAAUGUUCAUAUAUCUCCAAGUUUAAAACCUAAUCUUUUCUUAUUCAACCAACAGGAGAAGAAGAUGCUGGAGGACAGGAUCGGUGAGAUGACCUCCCUGCUGACAGAAGAAGAAGAGAAAGCGAAGAACCUCGGCAAAGUCAAGAACAAACAGGAGAUGAUGAUGGUGGACCUGGAGGGUGAGGGACUCUGUCACUGGCUACAUUUGUGUGUCCAGUAAUUGAGAACAGCAUAAAGAUAGACUGAAAGUGAUCUGCCAAAAAUCUGUAUCACAUCACAUCAGAAGAGAUUAUUAGUCAGAUGUUAAUGAACUGUUUUCCAAACAAAAGGGAAUAUGAAGGUUUGAUUUUAGGGUGGAAUAUGCUCAUGAACCCUGAUUGUGUCACUUCAUACGAGUUAACCCUUAGAUGCCCUUUCAUAACCCUGGUAACUCGUUGAUUUGACCACUCUGGGCAAGUCAGAGAUGAAGUUUGUGCUAUACCUCAAACUAAUCAUCUGUCCAUUUGAUAAAGUGUGUUUUGCUGUUAUUCAUUUUCAGCAAUGAUGAACUGAAAAAGAAAAGAAAAUACAUUGGAAAGUUUAGGGGUUAAUUAGCUCAAAAGCAGCUUAUCUGGCAGCUUAUCUUUGCCAGACUGUUGGCAAUCAGCUGUUUUUGGUUUUGUGCUUUCCAUAUCGGACCCCAUGGUAACGUGUGUUUCAGUCCACACACCUCUAGAUAAACUUUGGCCCAAAGUUCUUGUUCGGAUGAAGUUUUUUGAAGCUGCAGACAAGUUUGAUUUCAUGUGUCAUCCAUACGAUUGUACUGUACUGGCCCGCAGAGCGCCUGAAAAAGGAGGAGAAAACACGACAGGAACUGGAGAAGGCCAAGCGUAAACUAGACGCCGAGACAACUGACCUGCAGGACCAGAUUGUGGAGCUCCAGGCUCAGAUCGAGGAGCUGAAGAUCCAGCUCACCAAAAAGGAAGAGGAGCUGCAGACUUCUCUCUCCAGGUCAGAAACUGUGAACAUGUAGACUUCUUUCCCCAAUGAAAUGUAACUCAAGACAAAGAAUUUUAACUUAUAAAAGAACUCAUUUUAUUUAGCUUGUGUGGAUCUAAAAAUGUUCAUUGAAAAUUCCUCAUCAGUAUUAGUUUGUACCAAGCACACUAUGAGAAGUAUUUUGAAGGGAUAUUCUGGCGUAAAUUUAAGUUAUGGUCAAACACACUGUAGCACUGAGUUAGACACCCUCUCGAGAGAUGGAUGUUGCCUACUGCUUGCUUCUCUGGUUAUACUAACUUUAGUAAAGACCACACAAUAACAAUACACAGUGGUCUACAUCUCCAUGUUGUGCAUGGAGAUGUAGACCCUAAAUUAGUUUUAUGCCAGAAUAUCCCUUUAAGCUGCCAGGUUUAAUUCAGGAAACAAAGAAAGAAAGUUAAUAAAAAUCUGUGUUUUCUCUUGAUUUUCCUGUUUCCAUGUAACAGGAAGGUGUUCAAAAGCUUUCACAGUUUCUCAGCUCAGUGAGCGUUGUAUCAUUAUUAUUAUUUAUUUGGUAAGUGAAAACGCUGUGUUAAAAUUUACUGAAUUCUGAAGUUUAUGUUUGAGAACAGAAAUCCAAACUGGUGUGCUGAAAUAUCACUGUCAGGUGUGUUUCUCAACUCAGACUGUAUUGAACAACUCUUCACACAUAAGCUCUUACUAGAGUGGCAAAUACCAUCUCCAUGACAACUGCACUCUACAGCCAAGUCAAUAGGAGGACCUAAAAUAGAUGUUACAACCCACAGACAAACACUGGAUUUGUUCUGAUGCUCUGCAGUCCAUGUUUUAGCGCACACAUAAACACAAAUAAACACUUCCCUCUAUCUUCACUUUCACUGACUUUCCACUCUGGUCUUCUCUGCUCAUCGCUCACAGCUGGAGCAUCUUCCUUCAGUGACACUGGCUAAAACCUUCCUUUCAUCAUGUAGGCAGCCGUGUCUGAUUGUGGGCAAAUUGGUGAUGAUUGAUGCUUUCAGUGGAGAGGCUGCAGUGGUAUCCUCCUCAUUAAGCACCGAAGAGCUGUGCUGGUUCAGGCUGUCACUUCACAGUCAUCAUUAUUACUGACAGAGGGCUUUUGUCUAUUUGGUGAAGAUUUAAAGAAAAACAUGCAGUAAAAGGAUGUCCUCCACUUUCCCCUCAUUACUGUGGGUCACAGUAGGGCUGGGCGAUAAACCGAAAAUUUACUGAUACUGAAAUUUAUGACAAUAACCGACGUCAUUUUGCCCAUAUUGGUAUAUUCGGUGUCAAAAAAAUAGAAAAAUAAAAGUUGGUUUUGGAUGUGUGUAGGUAGGCUAUGGUGUCAUGUCCCUUUAAGACGCUGUCCUACGUCAGAUACGUGACUCCACCCCAUCCAGUCCGUAACAAAGAGGGAAAGUCAGGUGAGGAGAUGGAGGACAAUUUGAAGGUUGUAGCGGCUGAAGUAGAAGAAGCUAAUGUAGGAGGGGCUGAGCAGCUUGUCGAGUAGUUAUCGUCCAUUUAUCGUUAUCAAGGUGAACUGAUCAAUAUAUCAUAAUAUUGAUUUGAGGCCAUAUCAUCCAGCCCUAGGUCACAGCCAGUUAUUAAUUUUCACUGCAUGCAAAUGAUGUAAAUAUAUCUGUUGAUCUUUUCCUGAAGGUCAGUCCUGAUUCUUCUAUCAGGUCUACAGCAGUAUUAUUACUUCUAUCCACACCACCAGUCAAGUCUGUCCAUCUCAAUUUCACACAGAGAAAUCAUCAGUUUAGUCACGGCCUUCAGAUAAUUAGGCUUUCAUUAAACUUGAUGAGGCUCCUCUUGAAACCAGCUGCUCUGCUGAGUACAGUUGUAAUAUCUCUGCACAGCAAAAGAGAGAAAAGGAGUGAAAGUGCUUUAAUCGACGCCGUGGUUUUGUGUUCAUAAUAUAACUAAAUCAUUCAGCACUCAGCGUGUUGUUUCAGUGGCUUUUAGAGGAGAGCGCUACAUCCACAAAGACAGAAAUUUUACUUGGCUUCACUUCCAGCAGCCAUCAAUACAGUGUAGACCUUGUAAAUACACACACGCACGCACACACACACACACACACACACACACACGAUCCAUCAAGCAUCAGUAGUGAACAGUUCACCACACUGCCACCCUGUGUGCACCAGUGGUCAUAUUUCAGCUCAAACAGACCUAAACAGAGUAUCCUCAAAAAUAUUAAAACUGUGAAGAGUAAAUCAAGAUUUAUUUGCUCACCGGUAAAAUAAAUGAUUAAUGGAUUUUAAUAAAUAAAAUAUCAGUUGAAGUAAAGGCUGAAUUGUAACUGAAAAUACUCCUCUGUAGUUUUAGUUAGGAAGGAAAUGCUCAGACAAGAAAAGAUCCAGAUAGAUAAACAGUCCCUCCAGGAUUUCGCAGGCUUUUUUUGUGAUUGUUGUGGCCAAAAACGACUGAUUUUGCAGCAGCUUUUCUAAAAAAUUGUGAUUAUUUGAGGCUUCUUUUAUUAAAAUCACAGGAACAAGGGCGAUUGCAAAUUAGCUACAGCAGUCUUUUGUGAGUUUUUAGCCUUAAACCAUAAGAUUAAUGCGUGACAUUUUCCACACAGGAAAAAAGUGUCUGUCGAGUGACGACUUUCGCGUGUGUUGCACCACAAUAUCGCAGGCAGUGCAGAAGAGUUUACCUCCGCUUUCAUGUAUUACAUCUGGAAAUUGACUUGCACGAGCUUUGGCGGUGAUAUUUGUUGGUAAAUGUGAGCGUGAACAUGUCUUCAUCCUCUGAAUGUAAACAAGGAAGUGAAUAUGAUGCGGUACAUGUCAGGUAGAGGCAUGGGCAAAAGAGGACGAAAUUUAUUGGUGAAAUUCGCAGUGAUUUGUUGAAUUUGCGUUAAUAGUUGUGAUCACAACAUCCCGAACUCUUGGAGGACGUCGGAACAUCAAGAACCAGCUCAAAGAAACCCAAAAGAUAAUUAACCAACAACAAACAUCCCAAGAAACCAGAAGAACCUUGAAUAAGCACAAGAGCCCAUCAGAGCUUAAUGACAAACAUAAUGAGGCCUGGAUUAAUUUAUCUAUUUCCAUUCAUAAGAAAAAAACUGGUCUCUGCUGAUUCAUAAUUUGAGUUUUAUUGAUGAGGAUUCAAACUGACUUUUGUGCCUCCGAUCAGGAGUGACGAGGAGACGGUUCAGAAGAACAACGCCUUGAAGCAGGUACGGGAGCUGCAGGCACAGCUGGCUGAGCUUCAGGAGGAUCUGGAGUCAGAAAAGAUGUGCCGAAGCAAAGCUGAAAAACUAAAAAGGGACUUGAGCGAGGAGCUGGAGGCUUUGAAGACGGAGUUGGAGGACACACUGGAUACCACCGCUGCCCAGCAGGAGCUCAGGUCUGUGGUCCGAAUGACAUUAUGAGUGAUGGAGAGGAGGCUCUUAAUGUAGCUCAUCAGAGUCUCUUUAACACUGCUCAAUAGAAAAGGCCGUCAGUAUGUCGACCAUAAGUUUCCUUUUUUUCAUUAAUUUUCAUCACUCUUAUCUGAACUCAAGGUCCAAGCGAGAGCAGGAAGUGGCAGAACUGAAGAAGGCCAUCGACGAGGAGAGCAAAAACCACGAGGCUCAGAUACAGGAUAUGAGACAGAGACAUGCCACAGCUCUGGAGGAACUGUCCGAGCAGCUGGAACAGGCAAAGAGGGUAAGGAACCCGUCAGUUUGCUAACAGACUUUCUUAAAUGCAAAUAUGUCACCAUUAAACUUUGAUUUUGUGUUUUUGUGCAGUUCAAGGCUAAUUUAGAGAAGAACAAGCAGUGUUUGGAGAGUGACAACAAAGAGAUGGCCUGUGAGGUCAAGAGUCUGCAGCAGGCGAGGACAGAGUCGGAGCACAAGAGGAAGAAACUGGAGGGACAGCUGCAGGAACUCAUGGCCAGGGCCACCGAAGUCGAGCGGGCCAAGGGCGAGCUGGCUGAUCGCUCACAUAAACUCCAGGUGAACACGUCAAAGAUUUGCAGAUGAAGUUCUCGCUGUUUUAAGGAGAAGAAUGGUUUCUAGAAUAAUCCUAUGGUUAGAAAUGAUGUGCUUUGGACUCCUUUGUUUUGCCUUCUUUAAAACUACGUUUGUCUUUUUACAGACGGAGCUGGAUAACGUGACUGCUGUGCUGGAGGAGUCCGAGAAGAAGGGCGUCAAACUUGCCAAGGAAGUUGAAAAACUGAGCAGCAAACUGCAAGAUUUAGAGGUACAAAAGACGGCAUCGACACAGGCUGAACAAGUCUAGAGUCUGAUGAAAACAUAAUCCAAUCUCUGUAGAGGGUACAAAGGCACUAAAUCUUUGUAUGUUUAACUGACACUAAAGACAAAACAUCUGAUGAAAUUGUGCACAUGUACACAGAGCAAAACUGUCACACUAUAUCUCACUGUAGCUCUGCUGAAAAUACACUUAUUUGAGAAACGUCUCCUGUUGCACCCUCAGCAAAUCUCAGCCGUUAAGAUAAGCAAAGUUUUUUCAGAAGCUCAAAUGUUUGUGAUAUGUUUUAUUUAAUAAUCUGCCUGUGGUCUGGUGUGCAGGAGUUACGCCAGGAGGAGACGCGUCAGAAGCUCAACCUAAGCGGCCAAAUUCGCCAACUGGAGGUGGACAAGACAACGCUGCUGGAGCAGCAGGAGGAGGAUGAGGAGGCCCGCCGCAACCUGGAAAAGCAGCUGCAGACAGUGCAAGCCCAGGUACAGGCUUCCAGACUCCUAAAUGAGUGUUUGAUACUCAGAUGUUUGCCAAGUCAAGAGCCAGGAAAAGUUUCCCCGCUGUGUACCUGAUGUAAACACCUGUCAGUGUUGCACAGAGCAGCAUGACAACAGCUGUAUGGCAGCAAAUUAAAGACCUCACAAAGAGGAAAUGUGACCGCAGCUCAGAAUGAGUGUUUCUGAUUCACAAGGAUGCAUGUGGUCGGCUGUUUACCAAACCACACCGGCAGCAGCAGGAAAACUAGAUUUACUCGUGUGUGGUUAAAAACAAUCGAACAGAGGGUCAUACACGUGUGUGAAGUAAAUUAUUUAAGACUGUAAUUAAUCAGGCUGUUAUGACGGGGUAUUAGGGCAACACUAAGAAAGAAAAAUAAAUUAAGACUUAAGAUUAAAGUCGUUAAUUUACAACAAAAAAGUCAUUACUAACAGAAUAAAGUUAUAAUGAAGCCAUUACUAACGAGAAUUAAGUCAUUAUUUACCAGAAUAAAGUUGUGAUAAAAUCAUUCUGAUACUUAUGGUAAUGUGGUGCUAAUGAGCCAAAGGAUUAAGUAUCUCGUUGUUUGAGAAACCAAUAUUGAAGUUCAUUUUCACGAAAUGCUCCAUGGCUCUCAUUUCAACAACUGUCAUCUUAAACAACAGGUUAGAAUAUAUAAGGACUUUAUUCUCAUUAGUAGGGAUUUAUAAAACAACUAUAUUCUCAUUAGUUAUAAUUUUAUUCUCGUAAAUAAUGAUUUUAUUCUCAUUAGUAAUGACUUUAUUUUCGUUAGUUAUGAUUUUAUUUCAACUUUAUUCUCAUUAGUAAUGACUAUUUUUAUUAGUAAUUACUUUAUUCUUGUUUGUAAUGAUUUUAAUUAGACUUUAUUCUCAUUAGUAGUAACUUUUUUCUCUUUUUUCUUUUUCUCUAGUAAUGACUUAAUUCUGGUUAGUUAUGACUUGAUUCUCGUAAAUUGACGCUUUUAAUCCCAAAGUUUCAAUUUAUUUUCCUUAAUGUGGCCCUAAUUCUCUGUCGUAGAGUUUCUCAUGCUGCAACACUAAAAUAAAUCCUUUCACUAUCAUCUCUAUAACAUCUUAGGAUUUGAAUUUUAACAGAUUUCUUUAAUAUUUUCUCUAUUUAACCUGUAUAGAUGUGUUUUCUACCUUUUCAGUUUUACACAAAGUUCUCCUGCUAAAGUCACCAGCAUACACUGUUGCAGCAGCAAAGGCCGAAACAAUCACAAGAAAAGAAAAAUGACAACUUGAAAAAUACUGUUUCUUAACGAUUUUUCUUUCUGCAGCUUUUUGAGACCAAGAAAAAGCUGGAAGAGGAUGUGGGAGCGAUGGAGGGCCUGGAGGAGGUGAAGAGAAAACUCCAGAAGGACGUGGAGCUCACCAACCAGCGUCUGGAGGAGAAGACCAUGGCCAUGGAUAAGAUGGAAAAGACCAAGAACCGGCUGCAGCAGGAGCUGGAUGACCUGAUGGUGGACCUGGACCACCAGAGGCAGAUUGUCUCCAACCUGGAGAAAAAACAGAAGAAGUUUGAUCAGGUACACUGGACUGUCCUGAAGUUCAGUAGUUGUGGUAGAUGUACGGCUGUGUAACAAAAACACUGUUUUCUCUCUGUGUUCAAUCAGCUUCUGGCUGAAGAAAAGAGCGUCUCAGCUCGAUACGCUGAGGAGCGGGACAGAGCUGAAGCUGAGGCAAGAGAGAAAGAUACCAAGGCUCUGUCUAUGGCCAGAGCCCUGGAGGAGGCGCUGGAGGCCAAGGAAGAACUGGAGAGGUUUAACAAGCAGCUCCGCGCUGAAAUGGAGGACCUGAUGAGCUCCAAGGAUGACGUGGGGAAGAACGUGAGUGACCUGAGAUCUUGAUUUUUUUUUAUGUUGUUGGAUUUGACCGCUGAAGAAAGACAAAUGUGGGGUAGAGAGAGAGCGGAGUAAAAUAGUGUCAUGGCCAGGAGUUGGAGCAGUGAGUUUUAUGACAAGGACUUCAGCCUCUCUACAGGGCGCACACUUCAUCCUUACCCACCUGAUCGACGUCAUCCAGACCUGAAAAACAUAAAAGUCUCUUUUAUGAACACCUGACAUAGAGCAGAUAUACAGUAUGUUUUUGUUUGAGGACGUCUGAAAAGGUUUCUCUGCUGAUGUUUGGGUCUCUUCAUCUUUAAUACUUCGACAGGUCCAUGAACUGGAGAAGUCGAAGCGAACACUGGAGCAGCAGGUGGAGGAGAUGAGGACACAGCUUGAGGAGCUGGAGGAUGAGCUGCAAGCCACAGAGGACGCCAAACUGCGUCUAGAGGUCAACAUGCAGGCCAUGAAGGCCCAGUUUGACCGGGACCUGCAGUCCAGAGAUGAGCAGGGAGAGGAGAAGAAGAGGGCACUUGUCAAACAGGUACACCAGGCAAACAGAAGAUGACCGACUUCAUACAUUUUUAAUCAAAGAUGGUUUGUUCAGGAGUGCAUUUAGUGUUGAAACCAUGUUGUGUUGUUCUACACCUGCAGGUACGGGAGAUGGAGGCCGAGCUGGAGGAUGAGAGGAAGCAGAGAUCUCUGGCUGUGGCUACGAAGAAGAAGCUGGAGAUGGACCUGAACGAGGUGGAGGGACAGAUCGAAGCUGCCAACAAAGGCAGAGAUGAAGCGAUCAAACAGCUCCGAAAACUACAGGUACAAACUCCACAAACGUAAACACAAACUCCACAAAACUGAAAUUUAUCAGGAUAAUCGCCCGGUCCUAACUUCAACUUUAUCUUUAAUUCACACAUGAUGUCGUCGCGCUUCAAUUCGACUGAGUUUUGACUCCAACAGCGUUUUGAAAAGCCUCCAUGAGUCAUAUGUUUGAGUCAGCGCACGUCAAACCUAAAUACCUUUGUUAUUUUUACACUGGCCCGCCUCACAUUCUGAUAACCUCUGGACUGAGCUGUCACUUUACCGCUGUGUCAGCUUUUGACUCGACCCGUUUGGUUUGUGUUUGGCAGGCUCAGAUGAAGGACUAUCAGAGGGAGCUGGAGGAGGCCCGAGCCUCCAGGGAUGAAAUCUUCACUCAGUCAAAGGAGAGCGAGAAGAAACUGAAGAGCCUGGAAGCAGAGAUCCUCCAGCUACAGGAGGUCCAGGAUUCACUUUGUUUGAAAUAUUUGUAACUGAGCAGGUUCAUUUUGAAACAGAAGCAAAUCAGUGAAAAUUAGAUUCUUUUAAGUCCUGUUUUUCUGGUUAAAAUGUGAAUGAAGUUCACACCAGCUUAUGCUGUAACCGAGCUUAAUGUUAAUGCGCGUGUGUUUUUGUAGGACCACGCAGCAUCAGAGAGAGCCCGUCGCCAUGCUGAGCAGGAGAGGGACGAGCUCGCAGAUGAGAUCUCCAACGUCGCCUCUGGAAAGUCAGUAACCAGCGUGAAUUUUGAUAAUUAGUCUUACACUUUUGGAAACACACAGGGAAUAUUGAGAAGUUUUUUUGGAUCUUAGUGUGAAAAGUUAUGUGUCUUGAGGGCCUCCAAAGAAUUCCUUAAAAGCGGGAAUCAGUUUUAAAAGUAGAGGUGGGUGCAGUUCAUGGAUGUGCUUCACGUGACGAUUCAGCAUCGAUUAAUUAACGUCGAUGCUAAAAAGAAAUAAAAAUUAACAUUGAUGCUUUGCAGCAAGGCUGGUACAAAUAAACGCGUAACUGGAACCUUAAUGCGCGCCGCCCUGGACUGUUUAGUGAGUGGGAUGACAACAAACAGAGCACGUUAGUUUCUUUGCAAAAUGGCAACAGCGUCAGCGCGUCCGAUUCUCUCGCCACCGGGGUUGACUGCAACCGUGUGGAAGUAAUUUGGAUUUUAUGAGAGAGCAAACAAGACGACUAACAAGACCUACGCGAUUUGCAAAAAUAAAAUACCUCAGCAACACCACAAACAUGAGGCAGCAGCUUCUACGCUUUCAUCCCCAAACAGAGAAGGCACACAGAGGACCGUCCUGGAGACUGUCUCCAAACUUCUCAGUUUAAGUUUAGUAGGUCAAAGUGCAAAUGUUUACACAACAGUCAUACAGUCAUAAAAUGAAAGAUUUUGUAGUCACAGAUGAAGACAAAAUCAAUCUCUUAUGGUAAAAAGCUUUAAAAAUGGCAAUAAUCGAAGAAUCAUGGAACCAAUAAUCGAAUCAAAUCAAAUUGUGAGGUGCCUUUGUUGAAACACCCCGAGUUAAAAUCACCUGAAGUUUGAAAAAGAGACGACAUGAGUCGUGUGUUUGUGUCUGUCAGGUCAUCGCUGCUGGAGGAGAAGAGGAGGCUGGAGGCUCGUAUCACUCAGCUGGAGGAGGAGCUGGAGGAGGAGCAGGGCAACAUGGAGCUGCUGAAUGACCGCUUCAGAAAGACAACCAUGCAGGUCAGCUGACCACAGAUGACAAAACAAACAUCCCCAACAUCAGUGUUUAGAAAUGCUUCAAAACUUCUUACAUGAAUAUGACUGAGAGCAUCAACAUGUUCAAACUCAUCUCUUUUUUUCUUUCUUUGCACCAUCCUCUCUCUCUCUCUCUCUCUCUCUCUCUCUCUCUCUCUCUCUCUCUCUCUCUCUCUUAGGUUGACGGCCUUAACGCUGAGUUGGCUGGAGAACGCAGCACAGCUCAGAAAAGUGAGAACGCUCGACAGCAGAUGGAGCGGCAGAACAAGGUCUUGUGUACAUUGUUGAAUACAUUAGCAUAAAUUAAUUUGCACUUAUGAACACGCUGCAGUUGGAUAAACAAAUAAAGAGGAAGUGGGUUACUUUGUAAACUGAGGUUUUUCUUUGACUGCUACCCACAUAACAUGUGGAAACACAUUUUAGUACGAAGGGACUUAAUGGCGUGUUGUUUUUUUAUGCUAAUGAUCCUAAACACUGAAAAUGAUAAACACAGGAUUUGAAAGCCAAGCUGGCAGAGCUGGAGGGAGCCGUCAAGUCCAAGUUUAAGGCGUCCAUCAGUGCUCUGGAGGCGAAGAUCCUGCAGCUGGAAGAGCAGCUGGAGCAGGAAGCAAAGUAAGUAACCGGACUUUGUGAGAUGAAGCACCUUUUUAAUCACAAAAAAAAAAAAACAGGGAUGGUAAUGAGCCAUGUUUCAAACCUCCAGGGAGAGAGCAGCAGCCAACAAAAUCGUCCGCCGCACAGAGAAGAAGCUGAAGGAGGUGAUGAUGCAGGUGGAGGAUGAGCAUCGUCAUGCCGACCAGUUCAAGGAGCAGGUUCGACUGAUUAAGAGCAGAAUGAAAAAUCGCGAUAGAUUCAUUUUUUUGUGAUUUCUAGCCAAACUCCCAUGACCUCUCCUCGUCUCCAUCUGUUUCCCCAUGUGUCUGUCCUCCUGUCAGAUGGAGAAAGCCAACGCUCGGAUGAAGCAGCUGAAGCGCCAGCUGGAGGAGGCAGAGGAAGACGCCACCAGGGCUAACGCCACCCGCAGGAAGCUGCAGAGGGAGUUGGAUGACGCCACCGAGGCCAGCGAGGGUCUCAGCCGGGAGGUUAACUCCCUGAAGAACCGCCUCAGGUAUGUGAUGGAGUCCAGUGACCUCUAGUUAAUCAGUGUAAUCAGAUUAGAAAACAAGAUCCACUUGUCAUAAAGGGAUAUUCUGGCGUAAAAUUAAUUUAGGGUCAAACACACCGUAACACCGAGUUAGACACCCCUUUAAGAGAUGAAUGUUGUCAACCGCUUGGUAAAAUGACCACAUGAUAGCAAUACACAGCUGUCUGAGGAGCCAUCAACAAACGUCAACCAAAAGGCCACUCUAUAGCCACAAAAUAUGCUCAGAACAGCACCUAACUUCAUCAUCAGUACAUGAGGGUCCUAGUCAUAAUACUAGCCAUCAAACAUCUUUUUAACUUUGCCUAAUUUCUUUAGCAAAGAGACCAAACACAACUCACCUACUCUCCUCCAGCAGCUGCUUGUUUGUAGCAAGACCUCAGGCCAGUCCAUUACGGACUGCAGCGGAGUUUCGCAGCUCAAGGAAGAACAUUUCUGAUCAUUUCUUUAUGGAAAUGCAAUCAGACCAAGACGCUAAGGCAGAAGAACUACCACGUCUGCAGUGCAAAAUGACUAAUAUGGUGAUUAUUACUUCAGGGAAAUGAUAAAGAAAUGAUCAGCUGAUGAUGAUCAAAUGAGCAGCUGCUAGAAGAGAGUAGGUGAGUUGUGUUUAGUCUCUUUGCUAAAGAAAUCAGGCAAAGCUAAAAAGAUGUUUGAUGGCUAGUACUAUGACUGGGACCCUAUAUGUACUGUUGAUGAAGUUAGGUGCUGUUCUGAGCAUUAUUUGUGUCUAUAGAGUGGCGUUUUGGUUGAGGUUUGUUUAUGGCUCCUCAGACCGCUGUGUAUUGCUAUCAUGCGGUCGUUACCAAAGUUGGUAUAACUAGAGAAGUAAGCGGUCGGCAACAUUCAUCUCUCAGGGGGUGUCUAACUCGGUGUUACGGUGUGUUUGACCCUCAAUUAACUUUACGCCGGAAUAUCCCUUUAAAUGAUGGAGUUUAAACUUUCAGUUUUUAUGCUGAGCUAGAUUCAUCGAUCAGUCUCAUUGACAGAUGUUUAAGGUGUCGAUCAGAGAAGCAUUUUCACAUGAGUUAUUAAAUAACUCCUCAUUUUUGUUUUGUCGCCUUCAUCUGAACAGGCGUGGCGGUCCAGUCAGCAGCUUCUCCUCCAGCCGUUCGGGCCGCCGCAACCUCAACUUGGAUGGUGCCUCCGUGGACAUGUCAGACGACGACGCCGACAGCCGCUCGGGUGACUUCAACGAGACGCAGACCGCCAACGCCGAGUAA
Molecule: messenger RNA, 53039 nt
Organism: Xyrichtys novacula (pearly razorfish)
Lineage: Eukaryota; Metazoa; Chordata; Actinopteri; Labriformes; Labridae
Source: the annotation of a GenBank genome assembly